AGCUACACAGUUUCACUCUACAGUUUGCAAGACUAGGUCAGAAGAGCAAGACUGAAGUUUGGGAAGGUCCCAAACAGAGAAAAGGACUUUAAUUAUGGUUAUAAAACGUAUACUGGAUUGUUUUCGUAAGCAACCAGCUGCGGAAAAGGAGGUGAGUCAUUUCAAACAUUUCUUUUUUAGAAAGCAGAGUGUUUGUCUAAGAGAAAUCAGUAAAUGGAUAACUGUGAGAGAUAAGAGAAUAGCAGCAGAUAAAUCUAUAGGAGAUAUUUGUUAAAUAUUUUACAAAUUUUUAAGAAAUGCUUUUACAAAGAAAACGGUAUUAAUAUGCAUUCAUUCUAUGUUUAAAGGGGGCAAUGUAGUUAUAUAAUACAUAUUUACAGAAAGUAUUAUUGUACUUAUUAAAAUAGUAAAAUAUUAAAUAAUUACCUGCAAACUCUUCUAAAUCUCUAUGGACAUUUAAAUUACAGGAGAAAUGCAGUACCACUGCAAUGGCCAUCAAAGUUCAUCAAAGUUCACCUUUUAGGUGUAUCCUUCACUAACAACUCACCUUGCUGCUUUCAGUCUAAAGACAAAAUUCUAAUGACACAGAAAGGAGUUUUGUUAUGAACCUCUACAAACUAAUUAAUCCUUAAUAGGGUGCAAGUCUCAUUCGAGAUGUUUUCUAUUAGCUAAAAGCAGCAAGAUGAAUUGUUAUAGUAGGAUUCGUCUCAGAGGUUUUCCUUGAUGUGGCAGGUGAGCUUACACUUUAAUGACCGUUGCAGUGGUAUUAAAACCAUCUGUGAUUUAAAUAUGCAUAGGGAUAUGUGAUAGUAAUGCACAAGUAUUUUUUUUUUUAAUAGGUAUUUGGGCUGAUAAACAUAAUAGUUAUUGCUGCCACCCAAGAGUAGUGGGAGUUUAACCCCUUAAGGGCCAAACUUCUGGAAUAAAAGGGAAUCAUGACAUGUCACACAUGUCAUGUGUCCUUAAGGGGUUAAGCCCAUAGGUUAUUAAUGUGUGCUUAGAAUGAUUUACUAUUAACCUGUGGGGGAUUGAGUUACACCUCUUAACCUGCGGCAGGUUAUGAGCAGUUUUUCUUACUGUAUUGCUGCACACACAGACUUAAAGCACCUUGAUCACUUUAAAUCUCUGAAGUGAUGACGGUGCUUGGAGUAACCCUUUAAAUAAGAGUUUGCAGAUACAUACUGUCACACACUUUUUAUUAUUAUUAUUAUUGCCAUUUAUAUAGCGCAAGCAGAUUCAAUAGCGCUUACAAUAUUAUGAGAGGGGGGAUAUGACUAUAAGUAGGACAAUUACAAGAAAACUUACAGGAACAAUAGGUUGAAGAGGUCCCUGUUCAAACGAGCUUACAGUCUAUAUACAUAGCUAAUGAAACGUCUCCAUGAUCAGUAACAAGUCAGCCACAUCAUUGGUGUAUAUUUUAAUGGUCAGAAUUUCACGUAACAGCCAUACACACCAACACCACUAUUACAUUAUAUACGUUAGAUUAUUGACAUUAAUUAUUGAGCAUCUUGGAUUUAUAAGGAUGGAUAGCUUUCUCAUUCAAUAAUACAUAACUUCCAGAUCUACUUAAAAAAAAAAAAAAAAAAACUAAUUAUAGUCCUGUAUAUAUUAAAGUACAAUUUGUAAGUUUAUUUUGGAUUUAUAUUUUCCACAAAAGAAAUAGAAAAAAUACAAUUUAUAAUUUAUCUUAAUGGGUAAGGUACAUAUUUCUAACAAAAUUACAUUAUUUUAUCUCAUUUAGCAGUAAUGGGGAUGACCUUAAGACCUUUCAAGCUGUUAAACUACUUAUAAUGUUUUGGAUGGUAGUUUUCUGCUUCUGGUGUGUUUUAAAAUGUAACUCUAACAUUUAAUAAUUAACUUUACUUAGUCUGAAUGAGUGCUACUUAUUAAUGUUAGCUGGGCUAACAAACUCGUUGAAUAAGCCACAUUGUGUCCACGAUAGGAAAGGUCCUUUUUAAUGUUUAUUAGCAAAACACUGCUUUCUAAAGUACUUCUCUUUCAACUAACUUUUUGUAACACAACAUAUUUAUGGAGAGAUGUUGUUUCGGUAGCAGAGUUUCUUUAAGUAUAUAUUUUUUUUUUUGACACUCUUUAUUUUAUUGACCUCUUUUAUAUAAAGGACUAAGAAAUAGACAGUGUUUACAAAGGUAACAAAGAAAAACAUAAAAGUAACAGCUCAGAUAACAGAUAUGCAUUCACACUCCAAACCCUCUUGCAGAAGGGUACAUUCACGAAACUAUAAAAUCGGUAGCUCAGUAUUUAAUACAUCGCUUUGACCCAUCGAUAGCAACAGGAUCGCAAGCUAUUUACGAUCAAGGGGAUGACCCUUAAGUGGCUCAUGCAAGGACUAAGCAUAAAAAAAUUCUCUGCUACCUGGAAGGAGAAAAGGAAUUGAGAGUAAGGAAGAGAAUGGGAAAUAUCAAGGUAUUUAGAAAAGAAACAGAGAAGGUGGUAAAGGGAAUAGAAAUAAAGGGGGGUUAUAUUUUAUUUGAUGAAAUGCACUAUAUAUUUUCCAUCUUGUUUUUUAUUUAAUUAUAUUGUCUUUUUUAUUUAUUAUAUCUAAGUCUUUAUUUUUAAAAAUAAGUCUGAAUUUAGCAGAAACACCAUAUAAAUAAUAGGAGCGUAUAUCUAAUUUUCAAUAUAAAUUAGCAGAUUGACAAUGUUUUUAAACAUAAGGAAGAUAGAGAACAAAAGCAUUGAGGGGGAAAAGGAGAAGAGCAUGGGGCUGGGUGGGACCUUCCAUGGAGAAAAACCUUGGUAAGGAACACUAUUUUACUGAAUCAGUGGCUCCCCCUCUUAAGUUGAGUUUAUUUAACAGGUGGUUGUCUUUGAUCUUAACAAUGAGAAGAUGUUAGUCUCUCAACCAAAUGGUCUUAUAAUCAUCCAGAAAAAUCUAGUUGAACAAUGUUUCUUGGGAAUUGGUCAAAUUUUCUGGGCAGAAAAAAAGCGCAAGGUUCUAGCUCCGUGGAUCUAUGGAUAGCUCUAAAUAGCAUUUUCAGAAUGUGGGAACUUUUAUAUAUUCAGAUAGUUAGUUGGUAGAUAGGUUGUUUUUUUUGUUUGUUUUUUUAAAGCAGUCAUGUUGUAGUAGGUUGUAGUAGUAUUGUAGGAAUUGUUUUUUUUUUAAAUAGUCAUGUUGUAGUAGCAUUGCACAUAGUUGUUUUUUUUUUUAAAGCGAUCUAGUUUUGUGUUCUGUACCAGAUUCAGUGGAGCGCUUUAAUAUGUGCAUAAAAUUUAAUAGUCCACCUAGUGCAAACAAGGAAUAUAUAUAUACCAUAUUUUUACAUAUCCUUGAACAUCCAAUGUUGUGUAUAGCAUUAAUUAAAAAAAAAAAAAGAACCAGGAAUAGUGCCGUUCCCUUAUGUACACAAGUGUGAUAUAUAUAUAAAUUGGAACACUCACAUAUUCCAGGUCUAUAACCUAGCUCUGGGAGUUAUUUGCCUAUUGCUUCGUUUAGGCGACCUGCCCCUUUUUCUUUGUGGAGAGUAGUUUAGGAGUUUUCUUGUGUAUUCAGCAGCAGUAUGCAGUAUCUCAAGGUAAGAGAUGUCUAGAUAGUGUGAUACCAUUUGUAACAAAUAUUUUCAUAUAAAUAGGAAAAAUACUCACAUGCCUGGAGCCUAGUAAUUGGCUCAGUUGAACAGCCGAGUAUGGUUAGGGACCAUACCACCCUUAGUUGUAGAAUGCAGGAAUAUUGAUGGUAAAAAAAUAAAAAUAAAAUAAAAGUAUAAACCAUAAAAAGUGUAUACUUUAUUUGAACUUACAAUUAAAAUGUCAAAUAGUAAUAUAAAUAGUCCUAGAGACACGUUUUGCCGAAAUUCCGCAUCUCUGGGACUAUUUAUAUUACUAUUUGAUAUUUUAAGAUGAUCCUCAAGAGCGAAACUGAAAAACAAUAAUUAGGAUAUGGAGAUCAAACCCUGACCUAGCAAAAUAUGGAGAGGUGGUAAGUUAAAUAGAACACUAACUGAUAUACUACAAUAUAUUAAAUAGAUUUAUGGAGAUGGAAAAAUCACUGUCUAGAAGGGAAUGUUCAUUGAUCGAAGAUGGGAAGUCCUUGUCUGUACACCUGGCUUCAUGAUUUAUUGCUUUACUAUAAUUCUCAGGAUGUUCUAAGAAGAUGGUAAUUUAAACAAAUAAUCAGUUAGGGAUGUAUCGAAACUCGAAGAAAGCUUUCCUUUAACCCCCUUAAGGACACAUGACAUGUGUGACAUGUCAUGAUUCCCUUUAAUUCCAGAAGUUUGGUCCUUAAGGACCAACCCUUUUUACUCACCUGGUUCCAGCGUCAGGAGCCUCGUGAAGCAGCGCGCCUUAUUUUGUCAAAAUGACAAAAUAGGCAGGCGCGAGUGGAGAGCAAUCAUACGCUUCCAUUUGGAACCGUCAUUGCUCCCUUGUGCGCAUGCGCGGCUUCGCUGCACAUGUGCACAUGUGCACAUACUUCAUAGGGCGGCAUUCAUGCCUGACAGCUCAGCUCACGGUCUUUGCCCGCCCCCUCUCCUCUGCUGACAGGCAGGAGAGAGAAGGCGCACACACGGUGCCUUCUCUCUCCUGCACACGUCAGACGUAUUUUAAUACGUCUGACGUGUACAUGGCCUUUUUAGGGUCAUGCAUGAUAGGAAGUCCCUCUGGUGGCCGUCUGAGUGACGGCCACUGGAGGUAUUCCUAUCAAUCAAUGUAAACACUGUAUUUUCUGAAAAUACAGUGUUUACAUUAGAUUGCCUGCAGGGAGCUAUAGAUCUCACCUGAACAACUGCAUUAAGCUGUAGUUGUUCAGGUGACUAUAGUGUCCCUUUAAGAACUCUGUCCCAGACUCUGUAUUUUUAUUCCAUUUGCCCACCAUGUAUAUUAUUCAUUAUUGAUGGUACAUGAAAGUUGUAGUUACAAACAACAAAAUCUUCCAUUCUGGCAAAUAUUACGUAGCAGGAAGCUGAAAUCUUGUGUGUCUUCGGUGAUUUGGCAAUAGCAGUCUUCAUUGCCGUUUAUAUUGAAUAAACACAAUACACACUUUUGUUUGUGAUUUAUCACAGUGAAGUUCCUUCUGUAGGCUAUUUUAGGUUACCUUUUUACUCUCUAAUUUACUGUUCAAUUUAAUCUGCUGAAUACAACUAAAUAUAGCCACUGGUGUACUUAUUACUUAAAUUUAAAUGGUAAAAUACUUCUUUCUUUUGGAUAUUUGCCAAAUUUAUUUUCCCUCCAGAGUUGCAUUUAUUCUUCUCAACAAUCAUAUAAAGCAAGGGAAAUUAUAAAGCAAGGAGAAUACAAUUUAACUAUAAUAGAAUAAAUUGUGGUGAGAUUUGAUUGGUUUUUUUUUAAACUAAGCUACUUUGGUCUUAUUUUCUUUGGUAACUAACAAAUUAACACAGCUUACUGAUAAAAGAAUCAUCUCCAAAGUUAGAUUGUUGAUAAUAUAUGGUUCAUUUGACUGAGAAAAAUAAUAUAUUGAUAUGUCUUCUUAAAGAUGCCCUCUAAGCACCAUAACUACUACAGUGCACUGUAGUGGCUAUGGUGACAGAAGAGCCCUGAUGUCAUCCCACAGUAAGCUUUCAAACCGUUAACAAAUGGUUUGAUAGAUACCUUGCCCUGUCAGGUGCCCAUGGGCCUUCUGGCUUGCAAUGAUAAUGUAGAGCAAAAGUUCAUACUUUGGACUUAUACACACUACUAAAUGAAAUGGUUAACAUAAACAUAGAAACAUAGAAUAUGACAGCAUAUAAGAACCAUUCGGCCCAUCUAAUCUGCCCAAUUUUAUAAAUACUUUCAUUAGUCCCUGGCCUUAUCUUAUAGUUAGGAUAGCCUUAUGAAAAAAGUAACCUUCUGGACCAUAUAAUUGCAUUCCUCUUCUCACCUAAUGGUGUCUUUGAUGGGAGGGUGAAGUCAGGGUCUCUAAUGUGCUAUGCACUAAUUAUGAGUAUUUGGGUCUGGCUGGGUUUGAACCUGGGUUUCAUGUACCCCAGUCAGUUACCUUACCCUUGACUCUACAAAUCUCUGGUUAACAAAGGUUAAUUAGCAGCUUCAAAACGUUUUAUCAUGUCCCGAAAAAAAUUAAUUGAAGAAAUAACUACUUAUGGGGAUUAAUAAUAAGUCUGUUGAUGGUAUAGUGUUGUUUUGCAAAAAUAGAUUUUCAAUUUUUUUUUUUUAAAUCCAAGCAUUCAAGAGUUAAUUUAAUAGUUUACUGUGUUUUUCAGAUAAGUAAGAUAUAUUGCCACUGCUAAAAUAUAUCAAAAUAUGGCUGUUGAGCUUCAAUUUACCAUAAGUAAAAAUCGACUUCUUCUAAUGUUAUUUUACAAAGUAUUGCUCAUAAGCCAUGUAAUCACUAAACCAAAUAAAUAAUUGACAAUGUUUCAAUAAUGAAACAAUGAAUGUAUUAUAAUAAUACAUCAAGUCAAGGUAACAUUACUGGCAGUAAAAUAUAAAUGGUGUGUAUGGAUAAUUGUAUUGGAUUGUUCAAGCAAUCUUAUCAAUCUAAGUAUUAAGAAUGAUUCAUCCAUUUGUUUGCAAUUAAGACAAGGGAGUUGGGUAUAUUUACUGAAUCUGAGAUGUUAUCGUUGAGUAUUAUUAGGGAUUGAAAAAACAAGGUGCACUGUGCAAUUAAAGGCGCUUAAAUAUAUAUAAAACCAAUAAUAAUGCGACAGCAGUCAUGACACACGUGUAAAGACCUCUAGCGUAACACACAUUCAUGCAGAGAAAGAAGUAAACGAGGUCGACUCUAGGUAAACCAUAUGGAUCGAAAAAAUUAUUUAAAAAACACACUUACUCCUUUUAUUAAACGGGAAAAGAUAGAUAUUGAAGAAAUAUGGCUGAAACAAGAUAAAGUGACAAAAUAUAGUGCAAUAUGUAAAUAAUACUGGGAGUGGUUUAAGGUGUGCAUAAAACGUACUUGCUGAAAUAGAUUACCGACGUUGGAACUUCAGAGUAAAUUGAGGGAUUAUUAUUCCACCGCAACACCUCAGACAAAUAGUGGAGGGCUUGCCAGUUUGCAAGAUGGAGGUUACGGUGAAAACGGAAGUGACGUUAUGAACGUUCCGUAACGUCCCUUCCGCUCAUGACUAAUAGGCAUACAGACUUCAGCUGGAGGAUCACACACCCCCUUUUGCUGCAUUAGCGAUUGGAUAAAGAACGGACACAUUGACCAACCAUUGGACAGCUUACAGAUAUAAAUACAGAAUUCAAUAGAGAGCAGGAAUUCUGGUAGAAAAAUACUUGUGUAAAGGCAAAAUGCGUCUUGGACUUUUUUGUGGACAUUUGUGGACAUUUUUUAUAUUGUUAUUUGGCAUAUUUUUAUUUUUUUGUCUUGUUUUAAUUUUUUUGUUUAAUAAACGUAUAUUAGCCAUUUUUACUUAAUCCAGUUAGUUCCUGUGUGUCGUGCUCCAAAGCAGAGAAGAGUUGUGCCCUUUUAAAGGCACAUACACCCUACUUAGAGCCUACUUAGAGAACAUACUUAGAGCCUGGUACAAUUGACUCUUAAGAAGGUGAGCAAUCACUUGAAUAUUUUUUAAUUAUACAUCUAUAUUAAGGCUAAUACACCAGAAGUGUUUGCUUCAUUUUUUAUCUCCUUUUCUGAGUUUCCAGGGUUUACAUGCAGAAUAGGUCUGGUAUUGCCUGAAUAUACCCCUGCUGAUGAGAUUUCAGCCUAUCCUUGUAGGGCUCUGCUCCAUGUUAGUGUGUUUUAUACACACCAUAAACCGUUCCCAGUAUUAUAUACAUGUUGCACUAUAUUUUGUCACUUUACCUUGUUUCAGUGUGUAUGUAUAUAUUUUUCAUUUUAAAAACACUAGCGCUCCACUUAGUUUACUUAGAGUGUAGUCCACCUAGUUUACUUUUUUCUCUGCAUUAUUACGGAUUGCCGAUUGACAAAGUCGUAGAAAUAGUACUGGCCCAAAAAAUGUGAGUAAGUUGAUUGUGCAUUGCAUUACCGUGAACAAAAUAUAACCGUAAUUAUAAUACCCUUUUGGAUCUUUGUAGUUAUUGUUUCAAAUAUGUAAUUUAGUCAACAACUUGUUAUUAAAAAAAUGUAAAUUAUUUUAUUAAAACUUUUGAAAACCCAUCAAUUAAAUAUUGAUAUUUUUUUUCAGAAUAUGGAGUCUGUAUUGUAGUUUUUACUGUGUGAUUCUAUUAAAUAAGUUUGCUCCAAUCUCUCCCUUUAGGACACACAUGCGAGCUCUGAAGAUGAAAAUAAAGAGCGUGGAAAUUGGAGCCGAAAGUCUGACUAUAUCCUCUCUAUGAUUGGUUAUGCUGUAGGUCUGGGUAACGUCUGGAGAUUUCCGUACCUUGCCUAUAAGAAUGGAGGAGGUACAGCUGAUAUACAUGUUUUGUUACUAUUGAAAGGCCAUACACAUUUGUUUUUUAGAAUCUUCUUUUUUUUCACAAACUUCUAUAUCCUUAUUUUAGAAAUCAGUAUCUUUGCAUUUAAAUGUUUGAUGUACAGAUUUGCAAAUGGUACUUGUGGUUUUAGUUUCUAAAAUCAAAUAAUAUGUACCAUUAUAUAUUAAUUUAUAUUCCUGUAAACAUAUAUAUGCUUUUUAGGAUGAGGAGUGUUCCAAGUUAUUUAUUCAGUAAAUGAUAAUGAGUAAUGGAAAAUAAUAAAUGAGAAAAACAAAUGCAAUGUCAAUGACAGUUCAUGUACAAAAAGAGGUAUCGAUUCACAUGAUGAAAAUAUAAGCUGAAUCUUUAUGUAUCAAUAGCAAUACAGCAUCUCUGACAUGUGCCGUUUUGGACUUCUGUUUUAAACAUAUUGUGUAUAUAUAAUCGAACUAGAAAAUGUGCAAUGGCGGGCUACAGAAUUAAUAAGGGAAAUGGAAGAUUUUAGUUAUGAAGAGAGGCUUCAUAUCUAACCAACUUCUUUGCCAUAGACUUUAAAAAGGAGCCCGCAUAUCUCUUAUUAUGGGGAUAGAUGGAGACUUAUAGUGGCUACUGUCGACUGAGUGUGGGAUAAGAUUACGUUUGAUUUAAAAGUCAAAAUAUUGAAUGUUUUUAUAUUUCUACUAUGACUCUCAGAUCUUUAAAAUAAAGCUACAGUAUUUUAUAUUUUAUAUUUUAUAUUUAUAUAUUUAAUUCCUGGAUGUGUUUUUUCAUUAUUUUUAAAAUACAAUGUUUUCUAGACAUGUGGCGUUUACUAUACCUGUAGAGACACAUGGUUUAUACUAUACCUAUAGAAACAUGCAAUGUAUAUAAUACCUGUAGAGACGUGAUAUAUACUAUAACUGUAGAGAUAUGCAUCAUACAUUAUACCUGUUCCUGUUGAUCCAAAAAAAAAAACAGUUUGAAGCACUUCCAAUUUUACAACCAACUAGGGAAGAAUUUCUUCUUAAACCCAGAAUGAAUUAGUUAGUCAUGUUCUAGCAAUUCCUGAUUUAGCAACUGACAGUUCAGUCAUCAAAACAAAUUCCCAUGGUGCAACUCACUAUCAGAUUCUCUAUGUUUAACAUUUAAACUGUCCAAAGUUUGGACUCAAUCUGAAAACACUUAUUAUUUUCAUCACUGGUCAAUCAAUUGCAGGAAGAACAAUGUUUGUUUAUUCAGAUACCUGUUAAUCAGUGACAUGAUCCAACAGGUUUAUUUAACUUAAAAAAAAAAAAAAUCUUUAUUCAUCAUAUUUUCUUUGCAUACUUAAAUAAUAAUAGAAAACAACAAAAACAACAAAUAAAAUAAAUAAUAAUAAAAAAAAACAAGCAAAUAAAUUUACAACUGAUAACAUCACCUUCAAGAAGAAGUCUCUAAUUUGAGGUCCUAUUACUCUUAUUCAGACAAUAUUAACUUAGCAAAGGAGAAAGAGCAGAAAAAAGAGAAAACACACACACACACAUAUAUAUAUAUAUAUAUACAUACACAUACACUUACACCGACGUACAAUAAUUUUAAAUGAACACAUGCCACCCCGUUUAUUAUUGCCUCCCUUUUAAGAUCUCUUACUCAUUGCCAUUUUUAAGCCCCCCUCCAGCUUCUUUUAUCAAUAGAGCUACAUUCUACCUAUGUGAGAUAAAUGUAUGUCAAAGGUGCCAUUUUUGAACAUGCUUUUCACUAUAAUUAUGUGCUAUAGCAAUCAUUGAUUCAUCAGCUUCAAUUUUGCUCACUUUAUCCAAUCAAUUCUGUAUGGUUGGAGAGACCGUAGUCUUCCAGAACGUGGGAAUGAGGGCCUUUGCCACAUUUAAUAAAACGCUAACAAUUGAUUUUUUUUUUUAUAUUGAGUUACUGAUUGACCUGUUUGGUGUAAGAGGACAUUCUCAGUUUGGAAUGGUGGGGCUUCUCCCAAAAUUGUUUCAAUCUUUGCCCGUACCCCCUCCCAAAAGGCUGUUAGAAGAUGACAAGACCACCAAAUAUGUAGGUGUGUCCCAGGGAGUUCAUUGCCACUCCAGGAUAAUGGUGAUUGUGUUGGAAAAAAAUUAUGUAAACUAGUAGGUGUGUGAUACCAAAAUAAAAGUAUCUUAUAAUUUUUGUUUCUUGACAUUUGGUGCAUACUGUACUAUAAUGAUUCAGUGUCAAAAUCUUUAACCACUGUUCCUCUGAGAAUGAUAUCUCCAAGGCCUCCUCCCAUGUCCUCUUAAAUACUUUACCACUAAUAUUACCUUUUGUGAAAAAAAAAAUCCUGUGCCUAAUUGAGUUCCUUUUGCUGCAUGGGUCCUCAAAUUUUGUAUUUCCUCUGCUCAACAUAUGUUUAUUUGGUAUAGAUUAAUAAAAAUGCUUAAUCUGAGCAUAUUAAUAUCUCUCCAUGAAUGUAGGUAUUGUAUUAAUUACCAAAUCCUCCAAUUUCCAUAAUCCCAAAGAGUUUAUCACCCUUUGGAUCGGUAUUACCUCAUCUGGCCCUAUGAAAGCCAACCUCGUUUUGUGACUGCCUUCCGUUAGUUCUGGGUUAUAUGUAAGCGGUAAUAGAGGGCUAGGUAUAGGUGAGGCUAAUAUACCCUUUUAAAUCUGGAACCAUUCUCUCAAGGUUGCUGAAAUAAGGCUAUUAGGGGGUAUCUGUAAUGGUAUUCUUAAAGUUUGUAACCACGUUAAGGCAGUUAGUGGCAUUGGGCAACAGGCUUUUUCGAUGGCAACCCAGGGCUUAUUUAGGUCCUUGGCAUGCCAUUCUUGGACUCGCAACAGAUGUGCUGCUUGAUAGUAUCGCUUAAAAUUUGGAAGUGCCAGUCCCCCUUUUGAUUUCGGAAGGCAUAAAAUGUCAUGUCUAAGGAGUCGGCGUGUUCCUCUCCAUACAAAAGUUAUAGCUGCUCCUCUAAGAGAGGAAAGAAAGGAACGUGGUAACUCAGUUGGGAUUGUCUUAAAUAAAUACAGAAUGCAUGGUAAAAUAUUCAUUUUUAAGAUAUUGAUACGCACUAUCCACAAGAUAUUUUGCGUAUUCCAUUUACGGACAUGUUUGUAUGUUGUUUAAUAAGCGUAAGUGAUCAACGAUAGAUGCUUGGGAGGGAUCAGUGGUUAGCCAAAUUCCCAAGUACUUAAUUUAAUCUUUACACCAUUUAAUGGAAAUUGGGUUGACAGACUAUUAUUUUUUAGUGAUGGAACUGUAAUAUUUAAUAUUUCACAUUUUGAUGCAUUUAGCUUUUGGUUUAUUUCACUUUUAAAAUAUCUGCAUCACACUGUAAAUAUAUGAUCGAAAGUUAGCUAAGAUAAAAUUAUUGUGGAUUUAUAAUAUAUGCUCAUAUAAGCGACCACGUUGACCGAGUUGUCUGUAUUUUCUCUUCUUUGAAUGAGAACACAACGGGAAGUGUAAAAAGAUAAACCUUGCACUGUGGCCUAAAGGUUUAAUAAGUAAACAAAGAGAAAUCAAAUAAUAAUUCUUCCAGCUAUUAAGUCAUUCAGGGUUUUCCAAACUGUGUGCACAUAGCAAAGAAGCAAAGCACGUGGUAUAAUGUUAAUAUUUGCACACUUACAUGGAAUGCCAUUGAUUUCACAGUGAUCUCAUUUGCAUUCUUUUCUUUUUUAACUAAGGUUUAACUUAUUGUGUAAUUUUCAGAUAAAAUAGUACUAGCCCAUAUAAAUUUCAUGGCUUUAAGUACAUGAACAAACUCCUUGUUAUAUGCUAAGAUUCUUUUAUUGGCACCCAAAUAGAUGCAAUGUUUGAACAGAGAACCUGUCUUCAUCAAGCCUGAUAAAUGCAGGUUCUCUGUCGAAUUAUAUUGCUGCCAUUUGGGUGCCAAUUAAAGGAUAUUAACGUAUAACAAUCAUUGCUGAACAUUUUAUUAUUGUUUAUACCCGGAUUAUGAUGGGUAACUGAGCCGUGAUACUUCUAAACCCUUGGAGGACAUAUAUUCAUUUAAAAAGUACACAGAUACACAACAUACUUUUGGCUAGUCCUCGUAGUUUUAGUCUUAUUCAGAUACAUCAGUUUUUAAUGAUAUCAAAUCAAGCACAAAAUAAUGCAAUCGCUAUAAACCAGAAGUAGAGUUUAGCAACUUUUAACACUGCUCUCUCUUUUGGGACUACCUUUCCAAUAAGUAAUUUAAUCUACUGCCUGCACAGUGAGAAAUGUCACAGCCAAUGGGAAAUGUUGAUUUUGUGUAUUUAAAUGCAUUAAAUUAACUGGGUAUAGGUUUAUGACCAACGCAUACAAAUAUGUUUAGUAGAGUGAUGUUUCAUGCAAGACCUAGAAACCAUGGGUUUUCUAGAAAUAAGGAGAAUUGUACUUGCCUGACUACAAAGUACUUAAUGUGAAGGUUAAUAAUAUAGGAAAGUUCUUGUGGUUUGAGGUUAAUAUUCUUAUCUUCAAUGGAAGGACUUGUUGAAUGUUUUAUUAUUAGUGAUGUCCCGAACGGUUCGCUGGCGAAUAGUUCCUGGCGAACAUCAUUUGUUCGAGUUCGCCACGGACGGCGAACAUAUGCGCUGUUCGGUCCGCCCCCUAUUCGUCAUCAUUGAGUAAACUUUGACCCUGUACCUCACAGUCAGCAGACACAUUCCAGCCAAUCAGCAGCAGACCCUCCCUCCCAGACCCUCCCACCUCCUGGACAGCAUCCAUUUUACAUUCAUUGUGAAGCUGCAUUCUUAGUGAGAGGAGGGACAGUGUAGCUGCUGCUGAUUUGAUAGGGAAAUUGAUAGCUAGGCUAGUGUAUUCAGUGUCCACUACAGUCCUGAAGGACUCAUCUGAUCUCUCUGACCUCACUACCCCCCACACCCUCAGCCUCACUACCCCCCACACCCUCAGCCUCACGACCCCCCAACCACCCUCAGCAUCACCACCCCCAACCACCCUCAGCCUCACUACCCCCAACCACAUCCCCAGCCUCACUACCCCCACACCACCCUCACUACCCCCACCACCCUCAGCCUCACUGCCCCCACCACCCCUCAGCAUCACUACCCCCCACCACCCUCAGCAUCACUAUCCCCCAACCACCCUCAGCAUCACUAUACACACAACACACUUCAAGCAGCUACCGCAUACACAUAGGGUCUCAGACAAAAACACAAACAUGCUCACAGAGACAUACAUUCACACACAAGGAUACUCUCUGUCAGACACACUCUCAGGCACAUACACAGGUAAACUGUAUAUGUGACACUUUUUUGUUAGUGGGGCCUCAUGUUUGAGUUUCGCCUAAGGCCUCAUAAAGUCUAGAGCCGCCUCUGGGUGACCCAAUAGCUUGCAUUUAAAAAAACCAAAACUUUUUUGACUGUAAUAUAAUAGCAGUCAGUUUCCUUCACGAGUGUGCUUUUCAGGGCCUGCCCAGUGCCACCACUCACUCACUGGUGUCCCAAUAGCUUGCAUUUAAAAAAAAAACAACUUUUUGGACUAUAAUAUAAUAGCAGUCAGUUUCCUUCAUGAGUGUGCGUUUCAGGGCCUGCCCAGUGCCACAACUCACUCACUGGUGUCCCAAUAGCUUGCAUUUAAAAAAAAAAAACUUUUUGGACUGUAAUAUAAUAGCAGUCAGUUUCCUUCACCCGUGUGCGUUUCAGGGCCUGCCAGGGCACAGUGUCACACCAGUGCAACUCAUAUCUGGUGUAACAGUAGUGUAUAUUUAAAAAAAAUAAUACAAUUUUGACUGUAAUAGAUUGAAUAGCAGUUAGUUGUCUGCAAGCGUGUGUAUCAGGCCUGUCACUGUGAAGCGGGCAUAACCCUUACACUACCUGAUCGAUACAGCACGUUAUUCAAAACAGUUUAGGAAUGUUAGGUGAUUUAUGCCCUUUAUGGAUUAAAACCAGACUCUGCAUCAACUAUGUAACUUUCCAUGGGAGUUUUGCCAUGGAUCCCCCUCUGGCAUGCCACAGUCCAGGUGUUAGUCCCCUUGAAACAACUUUUCCAUCACUAUUGUGGCCAGAAAGAGUCCCUGUGGGUUUUAAAAUUCGAUUGCCUAUUGAAGUCUAUGGCGGAUUCGCCCGUUCGCGAACAUUUGCAGAAGUUCGCGUUCGCGAACCGAAAAUUUUAUGUUACGCAACAUCACUAUUUAUUAUUAUAGCAAACAGCAAGCUAGAUGUUUAAGCAUUGUAUCCUAUGCUUUGUCAGCUAAAGUCCAUACAGAAAUCAACUGUCAACACUGAUGUGGAAUAACUUGAAAUGCUAGUAGAUAACUUGACACCCCAUUCACCAUAAAUUUGUGGGAUGAACUGACAAUUUAACCGUGAUAUCUGAAUAAGCAAUAUCCAGCUCACAGGUAUCACAUAGCCUUCAUGGUGUGACAGAAAGUAGACUUCCAUCUUUAGGUGACCAGUACCAACACACAAAUCAGUCCUAUAUGUGACCAAAUGAUGUUUGUACAUCUAUAAGGCUGACUGAAUAACGAGAUAAAGACCUAACAAGGUCCAAACCCUGACAGGACAGUCUUAUGGCUGAAUAAAUCAAUCUCAUACAUUGGACUAAAUAAUUUCUAUUUUAGGCUUGUAAUAAUAGAAAGGCAAAGCCAAUGGCAUAUUUCUACAUGUGCUUAGCUAGAAUUUUAGCACAUAUGCAAUUAGAGUGGCAUUGUAAGAACCAUAUCCAUUAUGUGCUGUUGAGGUGGUUGCGGAACUACUAGUCUCCAGGCACUGACCUCUGGUUCUGGAUCAGACCAUUAUUGUAGGGCUUAACCAAAAUCAAGGGGAGCAGAGUCACCUACUUUCUCAUGUGGAAGUUCCACAUCUCCAUUAGCAAUAAAAGUUAUGUCUAUAUUUGGAUAUCGUUGAUAGGCUAAGUGUCUCAAACUUGAAAAAUCCUUCAAGACUUUUUUUCACUUGACUCAUUUGAGGCAUUUUGAACAAAAUAGAGACAGCAGUAGUAAGAAUUUGUAAAAGUGAGAUGAUAAAGAGUUUAAGAAGGGUUGCAGGAGGAAAUAUUCAAACACAGUUAAAGCUCUGUAGUGUGUCAAAAAUAUUUCAGUAGAUGUAGUGAUGAGAGAAUGCAAUAGUUGGUCACUGGAGAUCAGGUGGGUAUAUUGGAGAGUGAAGAGAAAACAAUCACCAAAAACUAGACAGGUGGUUAAUGGUAGAUGAUGAAAAGAGAGAAGGAAACGGCCAAUAUAAUAUGUUUGAUCAAUACGCAUUGUGUACUCUACAUUUCCCCUUUAACUGUAGCCAGUACCUUCUGGUACUGAAAAUGUGUUUAUUUGCCACAGCAUAAUAAUUUUUUUACAUGUUUAUUUUCAACAUCUCCAGUGCUUGCAACAUGGUAAUGGAAGACCCUGUGCAUGCUUUUGUCUUUUUAGUAUUGGCCCUGUUUCUGGUUCAAACCUCUUUCACACCUCUGAUGAAAUAAUUUGGGGAAGAGGUGGAGUAGAGCAGUACAUAUAUCACAGUCUUAAAAGUGCAUACCUGUUUUCUCUGCCCCCUCUCCAUCCACUGGGCUUCAUUACCCAAAAUAACACCAGAAUUUGACGUUUCAGCUCUCUGUCUGUAGCACAGCAUGCCUGAGGCAGGAAGGACCAGGUGUUUUUUUUUUGCCAAGGCACGUUUCCUGCUUCCCCACCAGAAGAUCGAAGAAAAUGGGUUUUUCUUAGGGCUUGAAGACUUCUUCCUUAGGGCUUGCUCUACUGAUGUGCUCUAAGUAUAAUAUGCAUACAUAUAAUCUUUUUCCAUAGAUUAAUUGGUGAUCUUUUUUGUUAUUCUCUAUACAGGUGCCUUUCUAAUUCCAUAUACGAUCAUGCUAGCACUUGCUGGCCUCCCGUUGUUCUUCUUGGAAUGCUCCUUGGGUCAGUUUUCCAGUCGAGGACCAAUUUCUGUAUGGAAAGUCGUACCAAUUCUACAAGGUAUCUUAAUGUUAAUGUCUCCAAAUAUCCUUUCACCCGUCUCUCCUUCAUGGAAAUGACUUGUUAUGUUUUUUCAUGGCAUCAUUGCUUUUUCGGUGCUUUUCAGGCAACUCAAAGAGAAGCAAAAGGUGUCCCAAUUUGAAUUAAUUUAUUUUUCCAUCCCUCAAGUUUGGUGGGAGAGAUUGAAUGCAAUUCUCUGUUUCUGAAUGAGAGGUAGUUGUAGUCUACCUUCAAAGCUUCUAUCUCAAGUUCAUUUAGCUGUAUUCAAUAAAUAUUCAGCCAGUGUGCCUCUGGCUACCUCAAAUAUAGCUGAAUUGGAUAAAUAUUUCUCUAAAUCAGCUAUGCUUCAAGUUCAGAUUUAGGUAUUGUGACAGAACCAUUUGUCUAACUAUUGUGGUGGAUUCGUCUAUUUCUGCCCCCUUUCGUGUAAAUGGCUGUUUCUAUAGCCCAGCCAUACGAAUGACUGUUUUCACCGAACAAAUUCACCGAACGGAUGGCCACCCAGGAUAAGAAGUGUGCUACUGGUUAACCUCUUGAUCCCAAUUAGAACGUUGUGGUUAACCGCAGACACUUCUCAAUUAAACCUAAUUCAGGGUGGCCGUCGUUCGUAUGUCGACCACGAGGCAGCGGCCAUUUUAAAACGCACAAAAGCGUACGAACACCGGCCGUUUGGGAGUUUUACAACACACAAGGACUUAACCCAGAUAGCCUUCCCAUGGAGUCAAUCGCAUACCGAAAGACUUUAAGGACUUUGACUCCAUGGCGAUUGAUUGAUUGAUUGUGUGUGGGAUCUGAGCGCUAUUCACCAAAAAUAUGCACUCAGAUCCAGGCUGUCUGGGGAUAUGUGAUGCGAAUGGGAAAUGUUCGGUUAUUUUAAAGUUAUGUAUUUUUAUGUAUUUUCUGGUUUUGUAUUUAAGAUGGUGAUUUGUCUUUGUCCUGGAGAUGAUUGAAUUACUUCUCAAUUAUCUCCAGGGCAGAGGGGAGGAAACCAUAUUGCAUUGUGGGAAAAGAUGUGACUGUACGUCUGACAUGUCCCCAUGUCCAUCUGUAAUUCCAGUCUCCCAUUUGGUGGGGAGUGUCCACCAAGUGGGAGACCAGCAUAAAUACGGGCAGGUAGCCCACAGUAAAGCCAGAUCCUGUUUGACCCUCAAUGCGGAGCUUCUGUCUCGUUAUUGGGGGGAUUUAUUAUUUGCGCUUAGAGACUGCUGAUUGGAACCGAAAGCCGCUUGGUGGAUAUCGUUGUUCGGUGGCUAGCAGUAGUUCGUGAAUUUCCGUUCGGGAGUUUGGAGCCUUUCACGGAUCCCGGUCGGGAGAUUACCGCUUUUCCUGAUGGGGUCUAUGCGAAUGAAGUUAUUGGUAUUGCGAAAGGGGAAGGCUAACUAAACGGCGGUUUCUCUUAAAGACACCAGGGGUGUCUUAGGUAUAGCAGGACAUAUGCUAAUAAGGACUCCAACAGUACCUCUACCCCAGAGACAACCACAUUCACAAGUGCAGAAAAUAGAAAUAAGGACCAGGCAGUUGUAUAAUGGCCAAGGCAGUUUGAUUGGUCAAGCUGCAGUAACCUUUUGUUCUUAACAGAACCUUCUUCAGAUCCUUUUACAAUACCGCAGUCUUGGGCCUCAUUCAAGUUUCCAGUCCUUUUUUUCUAUUUUCUAUGCUUCAAGUUUGUCUAAUUUGGCAAUUUGGCCUAAAAUUUAAAAUUCACUUUGGCUUCAGGGCUGUAAUAGUUUGAUAGUUUGAAAAAACCCUAAAAUCUGGGGUUUUUAUUUAUUUUUUUGGAUAAAUGUCAGUAUGAAAAUUGGAAUUCCCAUCUGGCAAUUAAUUACAAUUAAUAAGACAAUUAAUUUAUAAUGGUGGCUGUAAUCAUAAAGUUGCAAAGUUUGCAGUCCUGGAGCUUUUUUUCAUUUCUGACUAUUUUGUGUUAAAUGAUAAAGAUCUCUGGCCAGUUCCAAACAAUUCACUGUUUAGUAACUAAUUGCUCGUUAAAUUCUUCAACUCAUUGGACAAUUUGUAGUGAUUCUUUAUUCAUUCAAAAUAUCAUAUUAAGGUGGAACAUGUAUCUUAUAGUUUAAGUUAGCUCAAUAUAUGUUUUUUCGUUUACUUCCAAUUUUGUCUUUUUUAAAUUCAUGCUGAUUUUUAUUGCAUGUUUCCCUUUUUGUCAUAAUCAGUAUGAGCACAUCCUGGGCUUUGAGUAACUGAUUAUCAUUCCUUAUAGAUGAUCCAUUAACUAUUAAGUUAGUGUUAAGUGUUUGCCCUUUAAGAAGUGGUUCAUUGCCUUAGUCUUUAUGAACUGGAUUAUUUACCAGAACGAAAGGUGUUAGACCUUAACGUCCUACUGUUCAAGCAGCAACCGUAUUUUAAAUUAUGUUUGGUUAUUAUUUGACAAACUCACUGCAUGCAUCAUUCUAUCUUUUUAAGAUUUGUUGCUGACGCUGGUAGUGGUGAUUCUGGAAAAACAUAGCUUUGUUAUUAUAAAAUGUCAUCCAGUAACAUAGACCUAAUGGUAACUUUACACCGCUUGGAAUAUGCUAGGCAUCAGCACUUGCAGCAACACUCACCCCAUUCCUAGCAUUUGAUUACACUGCUACAAUAAGCUCUGUCCUUCAAACGGGACUAAAGAUACUCACAGAAGUGGAGAUCCACUAAUCUGGCAUACUUGGCAGGGCUGAAUUUCUGCUCUCUCAUGAACAGUGAGUGGAUAAUGUGAGCCCUGCUUAUAGAGAAAAAGCAUGGGGAACAAUCCAGACAUUGUCUUGCAUAAUCCCAAUUAUUGGUAACAUUUUCUAACUGAUAAAGUUAAGUGUUCGAUACACUAGGCCAGGUGUAGGUAACCCAUGGCACUCCAGGUCUUGUGGACUACUUCUGAAAUUAUUAGGGCAAACAGUACCCUUGUUUCUAUUUGAAAGAGAAAAGAAAUGGGCACAUGGUGUGUAAUAACCUAUACAUCCAGGUGUAAAGUAUGUGAUGUCACACUCAGUGAUAAGCACUCAAAAAUAAGCAGUACUGCCAUUAGUGUCUCCUGAACUCAAUAAGAGACUCCAUGUAGAACUGCAUAAAUAUAAUACCUUGGUAUGUCUGCUGCAGUCCAUCGCUCCAAUUCCUGAUUUGUACAAAUACAGAGAAUGGUGCAACUUAUGGGAGCUUUCAUCUGAAUCCUUUUUUUGUUGUUGUUAUAAUUGUUACAACAGCCAUCAUGCAUGUGAAAACCAGGUAAAUUGCCAUACCUUGUCUUUAUAUACCUGAAUUAAAGCUGUCCGAUUGCCUGGAGCAUUCUCUUAAGGCUGCAUACCUUGAAUUCAGUACUCAUUUAGAAAACAAAAACAAUAAAGUUGGAAUAAUCCGUGCCGUCUAUUAUAAAAGGCUAUCUUUUAUUCAGUCAGUGACCUAAUUUCAUGGAAUAUUUACAUAUCAAAUCUGCAUUUAAUCUGUGUUUAAUCUUCCUUCUCUGGGUUGUUGAUCAUCUAACUGAUACAAUGAAUGUGUGUCAUGAAUUGGAAAUAAGAGCUCGUGAAAUUACUGUUUCUUUCUACCUGCAGACAAUGUUAUCUUUUCAUAGUUAUUAGCAACAACACACAAUGGCUUGAUUGAGUUCGGCAGAGCGUGCUUGGGUUUUAUUUACAAUAGAAUUAUUUUGAAGUUGGUAGGAUAAAUAUUUCCUAGCAGCCUUCCUGUUUUGAGUAAUAAACUCUGGCUGAAAUAUCUCUAUAGAGUAGUUGUGCAACAGGGACUCAAAGACGUUAUAUCAUGCGCAAAAUCUAAACUCUAACAGAUAUGCAAAGCCGUUUAAACAUUAUAGGGCUUUUCAAUUCCAAAAUGUAACAAAAAGUAAACAGUUCAACAGUUCUGGAUAUGAUAUGAGAUCACUAUGGGUCUAUAAUUUUAUUACAGUAUGUGCAUUUUGGGUAUACACAAAGGCUGCUUUUUAUUUCUUCUUUUAUGACUUAGUUAUAAAAUUAGUUACAAAAAUCUGAAAUAGCUAGAAAUGAUUAGCCAGUUAAUUUGAGAUUUUAGAUUUAUGCUGGGAAUUUUUUUCUUUACAAGGAAAUGGUCAGAAUGUAGAAGAAUGUGGGUGAAGUUAUCAUCAAGCCAUGUUCCCGACGUGCAUCAAAGGACCCCUAAAAAGUGUCCCUAAGUAAAAACACCUAAGCUGCCUUAAAAAAAGGCUCUCGUUAGGUAAAUGCAUUGUCUACGAAAAAAUAGUUUGAUGUGGUAUUGAAAAUAUUAACUGGAUUCUCUUUCCUUUCAGGUGUUGGAGUGAUGAUGGUUCUUAUUACAACAUGUGUUUCCAUUUAUUAUAACAUUAUUAUUGCCUACAGCUUAUAUUACAUGUUUGCCUCAUUUCAAAGUAUACUUCCUUGGUCUGAGUGCUUUGGGUGGGCAGAUGAAAAGUGCAGUAAGACCAUCCGAGGUACGUUUUAAUGAAACAAUUUAAUCGACAUUCAUGCUAAUGAAUAUGUGACUUAUACCUGACUAUAAAUGGUUAUAUGAUCACAGUUCAUAUGAUCACUGUUUUAUAGGGACCUCUCCAAAAAGAGAUACCUUAGCAUCAUUUUAAAUCUAGUCCUGAAAAAUUUAUUUUUUUAGCUGUCCCUAAAUGAAUUACUGAUCUGACACACCUAUAUUGAUAUAAUUGUGAUUAAGUUGAACUCCUGCUGAUGUUUGCUAGGUAGCAUAUCAUAACUGACUCAAACCGAGACCCGUUAACUGUAUUAUUUAACUAAAUCUAGACUAAUCCGACGCAGACAUAGUUUUGUAAUUGGGAUAAUGCGUCAGCCUUGCAUGCCUUGUCACCUUGCGUGUAGUAUUUUUAUAGUGUAUGAGGUUUCCAAAUUAUCGGUGUCAGAUCUACCACAUCUUUCUGGACUUGUGCUACAAUAGGUUGGCACAUAAAAAACACCUGUAGGAGGGAAAUAAAUCAUAAAGGCCUUUUUAGGAUUGCCUUUUGAUUAUUUCUCUGCAACAACAUAUCAAAUGGAUACUCUAUGCACCAAGAUAACAUUAGCUCAAGAAGCAGUUCUGGUGUAUGAAUCAUGCCCCUGCAGUCUCACUACUCAAUUCUCUGUCAUUUAAGAGUUUAAUCACUUGAUUCUGUGUAUGCAGCUAUAGCCACACCUCCCCUGGUUGUGAAUUCUUUUUUCAAUUUUAGUCAGUACAGUGUGUUAACGUUAGAAGUUUUGAUCUCCUGCUCUGCUCACAGAUAGGAAGUGUCUGCAGGCUAUUAACAGAGAAGGAGAUAAUAAAUUAUAAAUUAGACUGUACAAUAAAGGAUGUUUAAACAUUAGAUUACUCUUUACAGGAAGUGUUUAGGAAGGCUGUGUAAAUCACAUGCAGAGAGGUGUGACUAGGGCUGCAUAAACUAAGGGACUUAACUCCUAAAUGGCAGAGAGUUGAGCAGUGAGACUGCAGGGAGAUGAUCUAUACACUGAAACCACUUCAUUAAGCUAAAGUUGUUUUGGUGGUUAUGGUGUCCCUUUUUAAGUGAAUAAACAAUAAGGAGAAUUAGAUCCUCGUCCCUUACUUUGCACACAUUUUAUUUUAAGAACAUGAUUCCUCCUAAUUAAGAGUUUCUCUGUAUAAAUGUCUACUGAAUAUAUUAUUCUAUCUUUAUUUCAGGUUCAUGCAAUGUUACGUUAUUUGCAAAUGAUGUCGUCACAUAUAACCUUACCUAUGUCAAAGAAAGAAAUCUAACCUGUAUGAAAGACAGCAGGGUCCUAGAGCAAGUGGACCUGCCAAGCAAACAAUACUGGGAGUAAGUUAACGACAGCUCCAUUAUGGAUACAUCUUUCACUGUCGUGACUAUUCUUAGUUGUGAGAGAUAAAGGAAGUUCUAGUUCUAAUAAACAAACUAGAACAUGGGUAGGCAACCUUCGGGACUCUAGAUAUUGGGGAUUUCAUCUCGCAUAAUGCUCUUUCAGACAUGAUGCUGGCAAAUGAGAUGUAGUCUACAACAUCUGGAACACCUGGAGUGCUGAAGUUUGCCUAAUCUGAACUGGAAUCUUUACAAGACCUUACUAAAUCCUUUACACAUAUGCCCAGAUCCAUCCAAUUGUGUUUCCUAGAGGUUCAGGACACAGGCAUUAUGUUGUUUAAAAGGCUUUAGAUUUAUCCAUGGUAGAUUGCAAUUUGCAAUGCUUUGUAUCUAUGUAUUUUAUUUUUUGGGAAUGUACUCACUAAACCAAAAAUUGUUGAGAGUCAUUCCAUGACAUCAUUAAGGCAGUCUUGGAGGCCUAGAAGAGAGUGAUUGAGUUAAGAUCCCUACAGGGCUUUUUUGCAGUUUAAUUUAUAUUUGCAUGUAGCAUUGCCAUAUUUCAAAAUCUGCUUGAAAUACUAUUUGGAAAUUGAUACUAUAUAAUUUUUUAAAUGUUUACCCUCUUUUGAAAAUGUAGGAAUUCUGGAAUAUAAAUCAGUACAUACAAUUGCUGGUUUUGACCUACAUUUAUGCACAAGAUAUUACAUCCAUGUUUCAAAUAAAUAUUACACCAGGGUGUUUAAGAAACAGACCCUUACCAAAAGUUGCAGACUUUAAGGUUACAAAAGCAGCAUUGGUGUUAUAGUCAUGGGGGUUUAUAUUUUAGAACAGGAUUAUGAGAGGAAUAAUAUACAGGUCUACAUUAAUUGCUAAAAAAAAAAAUUACCUUUUAGGACUGGUUCCAUUACUUUAAGAAUGCAAUCAAGAAUAUUGAUUGCUUUAAGUAACGGAUGAUUAUAUUACAUGUAAUAUAAAAAAAAUUGUAUGAACUAACAUAUCUCUUUUUCAGAAUUUCUAAAUUUAAGCUAGUCAGUUGUUUUCUACACAUUGUACUCCGUUUCCAUAAGAAGGUUUUUCCCUUUAUAUCCUAACUGUCUGAUUAAUCUUUGAAAUUCUACUUCCAAUUCAGUUAAUUCACAUUAUACUGUUGACUUCUUCCUCAACGAAUGGUUUUAUUCAGUCUGGAAGUAUGGUGGGUAAAGUGGAGAUUUAACUGAUGCUUCCAACUUAGUAACAGUAUUUCAGCACCAACAAACCUCACCAGACAAUAGGUAAGGUAGGGAAACCUUACAAGAGAAUGGGCAAGGUAGAGAAACUUCACCAGACAAUGGGAAAGGUAGGGAAACCUCACAAGAGAAUGGGCAAGGUAGAGAAACCUCACCAGAGAAUGGGCAAGGUAGGGAAACCUCACCAAGGAAUGGAUAAGUUAGAAAAACCGCACAAGAGAAUGGGCAAGGUAGGAAAACCUCACCAGGGAAUGGGCAAGGUAGGGAAUCCUCACCAGAGAAUGGGCAAGGUAGAGAAUCCUCACCAGAGAAUGGGCAAGGUAGGAAAACCUCACCAGGGAAUGGGCAAGGUAGGGAAUCCUCACCACAGAAUGGACAAGGUAGAGAAUCCUCACCAGAGAAUGGGCAAGGUAGGAAAACCUCACCAGGGAAUGGGCAAGGUAGGGAAUCCUGACCAGAGAAUAGGCAAGAUAGAGAAUCCUCAUCAGAGAAUGGGCAAGGUAGGGAAUCCUCACCAGAGAAUGGAUAAGGUAGGGAAUCCUCACCAGAGAAUGGGCAAGGUAGGGACUCCUCACCAGAGAAUGGAUAAGGUAAAGAAUCCUCACCAGAGAAUGGAUAAGGUAAAGAAUCCUCACCAGAGAAUGAGAAAGGUAGGAAAACCUCACCAGAGAAUGGGCAAGGUAGAGAAUCCUCACCAGGGAAUGGGCAAGGUAGGAAAACCUCACCAGGGAAUGGGCAAGGUAGAGAAUCCUCACCAGGGAAUGGGCAAGGUAGGAAAACCUCACCAGGGAAUAGGCAAGGUAGAGAAUCCUCACCAGGGAAUGGACAAGGUAGAGAAACCUCACCAGAGAAUGGGCAAGGUAGAGAAUCCUCACCAGGGAAUGGGCAAGGUAGGAAAACCUCACCAGGGAAUAGGCAAGGUAGAGAAUCCUCACCAGAGAAUGGGCAAGGUAGGGACACUUUACUUGAGAAGGGGUAAGGUAGGGAAGCAUGCACAGAUUCUCAGUUAUUCAAUGUGUUCUUUAUGUAAAAAAGAUAAUGGCAUCUUAUGGCCUAGUACAUUGUUGGAAAAAGCAGUGAAGAAAAACAAUACAAAAAUUAGCCUUAUUUAUUCCAUGUAAUUUAAAUAAAUCUGUAUAUUAUUCCUCUCAUAAUCCUGUUCCAAAAUAUAAACCCCCAUGACUAUAACACCAAUGCUGCUUUUGUAACCUUGAAGUCUGCAACUUUUGGUAAGGGUCUGUUUCUUAAACACCCUGGUGUAAUAUUUAUUUGAAACAUGGAUGUAAUAUCUUGUGCAUAAAUGUAGGUCAAAACCAGCAAUUGUAUGUACUGAUUUAUAUUCCAGAAUUCCUACAUUUUCAAAAGAGGGUAAACAUUUAAAAAAUUAUAUAGUAUCAAUUUCCAAAUAGUAUUUCAAGCAGAUUUUGAAAUAUGGCAAUGCUACAUGCAAAUAUAAAUUAAACUGCAAAAAAGCCCUGUAGGGAUCUUAACUCAAUCACUCUCUUCUAGGCCUCGAAGACUGCCUUAAUGAUGUCAUGGAAUGACUCUCAACAAUUUUUGGUUUAGUGAGUACAUUCCCAAAAAAUAAAAUACAUAGAUACAAAGCAUUGCAAAUUGCAAUCUACCAUGGAUAAAUUUAAAGCCUUUUAAACAACAUAAUGCCUGUAUAUGCACUUAUAUAAUCUUUCAUAGGAAAGUAAUGCUUAAACAGUUGCAAUCUACCAUGGAUAAAUCUAAAGCCUUUUAAACAACAUAAUGCCUGUGUAUGCACUUAUAUAAUCUUUCAUAGGAAAGUAGCGCUUAAACAGUCAAGCGGCCUUGACGAGACUGGUGAAAUCGUGUGGUACUUGGCUCUAUGUCUCCUUCUAGCUUGGAUAAUUGUUGGUGCUUCCCUUUUCAAAGGGAUUAAAUCAUCCGGAAAGGUAAAGUAGUAGUUUAAAUACCACCAGGGAUAUUUACUAUAGAGGGAAUUGUAAGGAAUUCAAAGGGAAUUCAAAGGGAAAUUCAGAUUUAAAGGAACAGUGUACGCACUCAAACCGCUUCAUCUCAUUGAAAGUGUCCCCGUCCUCUUAACCCUGCAGCUGAAAACAUUGCGGUUUUAUGAAAACUGCAGUGUUUAUCUUGCAGGGUUAAGACUGCCUCUAGUGGCUGUCUAAUGAGGUAAGCAAAAAAAGUUAUAUUGACCCUUUGAUAGCCAUGGGGGCUGGGGUUGGUGGGGCAGAGGGGGCUCUAUAAUCCUAACACUAUUCCUUUAAGGCCAAAGUAUCUUAACUGGAGGCAUAGCUGACUUGGAGAAUUUUUCCUGUUCACUUUAAAUUCCUUGAAAAUUCUCACUACAGUUUUCAUGAAAGUAUCCAUUAUUAUAUUAAAGUAAAUCUCUGUAAUUCUGAUAUGAUCCAAUGGCACACAAUGUUUAACCCCUUAAGGACGCAUGACGUGUGACAUGUCAUGAUUCCCUUUUAUUCCAGAAGUUUGGUCCUUAAGGGGUUAAGAAGGCACUUAAAUUAUAGCACACGUGAUGACUUAAUAACUUUCGAUCUAACUAGAACAUAGAAACUUUUAAUAGCACUGCGUUCCAUUUUAGCUACAGAGCAAAGAACUCUGGCUGUCAGGCAUGUGAAAGUCUUAGAAAGUCAUAAACCAAUUAGGCCCCUGGGCAAUAGCCUGGCACCCCCUUUCUCUGUGCCAUAUAGGUUAUUAUCAGUAUCCUCAAGUCUAGUAGAUCACUAAAAUGCCAACCUAGUGUAAAUUCAGACAAUAUUAAAUACGUUGACAUGAAUCAUUAAAUGAAAAUGAAGCAUACCUGAUAUCCAGAGGCGUAACUAGAAAUCAUUGAGCCCUGGUGCGAAAAUUACCAUGGGCCCCCCACAUGUUUCAUCUUCCCCAGCCCCUCCACACACCUCAUUCCCUCCCCCAUAGCACCUCCAUACAUCUCAUUCCUCCCUAGCCCCUCCAUGCAUCUCAUUUCCCCCCCAGCCUCUCCAUGCGUCUCAUUCCCUCCCCAAUAGCCCCUCCAUGCGUCUCAUUUCUCCCCUAGCCACUCUGUCUCAUUUCUCCCCUAGCCCCUCUAUGUGUCUCAUUUCCCCCCAGCCCCUCACUGCAUCUUAUUCCCUCCCCCAUAGUCCCUCCAUGCAUCUCAUUCCUCACUAGCCCCUCCAUGCAUCUAAUAUCCCCCCUGCAUCUCAUAGCCCCUCCAUGUGUGUCAUUCCCAAACCUCUUAGCCUCUCCAUGUGUGUCAUCUCCAGCCACUACCCCCUAGAGAUACUUUUAAUGUAUAUUUUAAAACUAUGUAAGCUUACCAAACCUAUUAUUUCUGAUUUUAAGAAGCUUCAAAACAUCUUUGAGUCAUAAAUCAUUGCAAUAAUGUAAUAAAGACCGAUGUCCCGAUAUUACUAUUUCUUCUCUGAUAUUUUACUGUAUAAUAUUCAGGUGGUGUACUUUACGGCAGUAUUUCCCUACAUUGUGCUUAUCAUCCUUUUGGUCCGUGGAGCUACACUAGAUGGGGCCUUUGAUGGAAUUGACUAUUAUAUUGGAAAUCAGUCAAACUUUACGAAACUUAAGGAGGCAGAGGUAUGUAGCUCUAUUCUUCGACUUACUAUUAUGUUCCAUAGAAAUCUUUUUGUAUAUCAUUUUAUUUCUAUCAUGUUCAUAUUAUACCUAAACGCAUAAUAAUUAUUUUUAUUCUAUCAAAAAAAUAAAAAAUGAAAGAGAUGGACACAUUAACAAAUGCAUGCGUGUCUAAACCUGCAUCCAGGUGACCUGAAUGAUAAUUAAAGUUAUUUCUAAGCUUAGUUUUAUAUGCAUCAAUUUUCCACUACUAAUCUAUUUAAAUUCAUAGAGAAAAUGUAAAACUAUACAAAUUAAUGAUUGGUUGCUUUACUUGUAUUAUGGGAGAUAUAAUUCCUCUGUUAUCUCUAUGCCCCCUCUCUUUUGCCUACACUAAACAUCUUCUCAUAUCUUACCAUUUCACCGUCUCUCAUUUACUUAUCAUGACUGCAAGCUCCUGAAGCAUGUGAGCUGAUUGAUGAGUCUAUCAAAUGUCACUUCAAAGGCAUACUUUUUCUAGAGCUAUAACCGUCUCACAUUAGAGUCAUGUUCACCACCAUACUCUGUUACAGCAACCAUAUUCCCUCCUGCACAUCCAGAUAACUUCUUAACAUAUUAAUAAUGCUAUUUGACCAGGCCCUAAGUUCCACUGGACAUUGAACACCUUCACUGACUCAUCUUUAUUUCUCGUGUUCUAGAUGGCAAUGUAGGAGAGAUGUGGCCAGUUGUAAGAAUCCCUAGGAUAUGAAGCAGCAUGGAUGCAUAAGUUCUAGAGUUGCAGAGAAAUCUUAUCUCAGUUCCUUUACAUGCAUAAAUAAAAGUAAAUCGAGUCUUGCAGUAGAGUCUUGUUGCAACUGGCCUUUCGCAUUGAACAGUUAUUGAGAUAAGAUGUAUUUUCCAAUUCAAAUCGACUUAUUCCCAGUUAAUGAUUAAUUAAAUAAUUGCCAGUGUGGUCCACCAAUGAAACAUAAUUAAAACGACCUAAGUUUACACCCAACUACUGGUGGAAAUACUUUAGUGAAAGCACCACAGGCUCCAUGACUGGUGGUGUCUGUCCCUCUUGUCCCACCCACAAAAUAAUUUAGAGUAUAGUUCUGCCUCUUUAAAUGUUGAGUCUAACUCUGCCCUUAUCUAAAGUUCUAGUGUUAGGAGCCAUCCCCGAAACAAUACAUCGUUGAAAUGGUUUUUUUUGUUUUUUUUUAAGCAGAAUGUUUUUGUUUGCUUUUUGUGACAUUUGUUAUUUCUCGUUACAGGUUUGGAAAGACGCUGCCACUCAGAUCUUUUUCUCACUUUCUACAGCCUGGGGUGGACUCAUAGCUCUCUCAUCAUAUAACAAAUUUCACAAUAACUGCUAUUCCGAUGCCAUUCUAGUCUGUGUCACCAACUGUGCAACAAGUAUUUUUGCUGGAUUUGCUAUAUUUUCUAUCCUGGGACACAUGGCCUACAUUUCAGAGAAAUCUGUAUCAGAUGUAGUGGAUUCAGGUAUUUUGAUCAUUUACUUUCAUGUGCAAUUCCAUUUUACUUUGCUUUUAUUUUCUCAUCCUCUAUCAUAUAUAGCCAAUAAUAGCUAAUGUGGCAAAGUCUUUUGUUUAGAGAGUAUAGACUGGCACCAACAAAUAUGGGUUAAAGCCCCAAAAAGCAAUAGUGCAAAUAUAAAGUGCAUGUCUAGUUACCGUAUAUACUACAGGAAUAAAACUAACAACAUGGCUGCACCCUACAUUCAGAUUGAGUCAUAACCCAGGCAAAUAUCUGAGAUAUUUUUAUGGUAUAUCCAUCCACAUGUAACACGUACUUUGUUGAAUAAAAGUUAUGCAGAGUUAUUAAAGGAACACUCCAAUGGAAAUGUGUGUGUGUGUGUAUAUAUAUAUAUAUAUUUAUAUAUAUAUAUAUAUAUUAAUAAUUUAUUGGAUAUGCCCCUUAAGAAAACAUUGCAUUAAAUUAUGCAUGUUUUCAUUGGGAGUAUAUCUAGGAAAAGUUUACAAAAGCUUUAGUAUUUGCAAGCCCUCCCCUUUGCACCUCGCCAGGCGUUCUGUGGCUGUCCAAUCACAAACCUCACACUCACACUUUGCAAGGCAGGUGAUCUGGGCAAAUGCUGCCUCUUGAGUCUAGCUCCACUGAGUUAAGCAAACCAGGAAGUAGCAGGACCUGUUGCCUAACUGACAGCCAGGGGGGUGUAACAAGGCAGGGAGUGAAGAGAAGACACUGUCAUAUAUAAAGCACUUUAGCAAGUAGGUUUGUGGAUUGCAAAUUUAAGGCAUUUCAUAAUUAAGUAAAGCUUUCCAAAUUAUUCAAUCCUGUUAGGAAACCUUUCCAAAUGAUUUGGAAAGUAUAUUAACCAGAGGCCAUACUGAUGCAUUGUAUGAGAUUCAGAAAUUCCUAAUUGUUGCCUAUGAAUAAUGUAUGUUCAUUUAUGACCUCAUGAGAAAUCGGGAUAUAUAACAUUGGGAAAAACUGUUUUUUCUCCAGCUUGUUUUAUUAGAAAGCAUAACACUGAAGGGUUACUCGAAGCACCAUGACAACUUCAGUGUAUGGUGGCACAAGCAGAAUUAUUGUUAAUUGUUUACUGGGGCUAGUUGCACCCCCAGCACACAAUAACUUGGGCACCCUGAAACUCUGUUUAGGGACCCCUAAUGUCACAAAAAAAGUCUGUCGCAAACUGCAUGCUGCCGACAGACGUAACACCCCCUCCCCCCCUUCCAUUUCUCCUAUGAGUUAUGAUGAGGCAUGGAAGAUCUUGCAGGUUUUACAGGGGGGCCGAAUAGUGAUGCCCCAAUAAGGCAUCUGUAUUAUAAAAAUGGAUUUUAAUUCUCAGGGUUAGAGUAACCCUUUAAGUAGAAUAUGAAUAGUUUUGUUUAUCUGAAUGUUCUCAUUGUUUUUCAGUAAUAUUGUGCAGCCUAUUAUGCUGAAUUUCAAUUAAAUCAAUAUGCCCGUAGCAAAAUCCAAACUAUGGCCCAAAAAUAAAUUAAUAUCAGAAACCUUUGUUUUAUUCCUCAGCAGUUAUCAAAGUGAUCACACUACAAUUUCACGAAUAUUUUUCUGCAUGCGAUGCCACAAAUUAGAAACCAGCAUCAUCUUACAAAUGGGUUUAAACUCUCAUCCCAUGGUUAAUCUUGCAAUGUUGCACUCGUUAGGAUGAUAUAGCAGAGUUUUUUAAAAAGUUGUCAUUGAUUGAUUUUUUAAAAUUAAAUCACAGGUUGAUGGUUAAACAUAGCCAAGUGCCAAGUGUCGCCUAGUUAUCCUAUAAUGUCCAAUAUUUGUAUUGUGGUGUGUGUGUUGGUUCUUAAAGGUACCUUUAAACACACUUGCAUGUAUUACAGGGGUUCUCAACCCAUUCCUCAGGACCCCCUACCAGUCCAGGAUUUGGGGAUUACCUGGGUGUGUCUCAGGUGUUUAGAUUCUAAGGUGUUUUUUUUUUUUUUUUUUUCUAAACACCUUAGACACACCCAGGUAAUCCCUAAACCCUGGACUGGUAGGGGGUCCUGAGGACUAACAUUGAGAACCCCUGAUGUAUUAUGUUAUUUAUACUGCUGUGUUAUCUUGCAGAUACAAUGCUUACUUUUUAUUAAAUUGGUGUAAUUAAUUAAUGUAGAAUCACCAGGUAAGGUUGCUUACACACACCAUCAAAUCAGGGGAGGUGUUUGUCCUGUUAGUUUUGCUUACGCACUAAAACUUCAUUUUAUUAACAAAUUAUUUUGGGGUAUUGGUUACUUGUUAAAAAAAAAUGUCAAGUCACUUUUAAGUCAUUUGAGAUGUUGAAUUUAGUUUUUAAAAGUGCCUCUUAAUAAGGAUUUUUGACGCUGAAACACAAGCCUUUACCAUAAGGUAUAAAACAUUUUGUCAAUGUACUAAAUAUGCUUCAAGUGUUGUCAAUUGAUUGAUUGUAUGGAAAUUAUUAACAGCUCAUCCGCAGAUUUCAAUCAAUGUAUCUAGAAUGUAUUUUGAAUAUGCAAUUGUAGUUUUUCCCUAUGUUCCAAUCUAAUGCCAUGCUAAUUAGAUCAUGACAUAGAUUAUAAAUCAAUUUUAAUACGUAGUAUUUUUUAAUCAGAAGUAAGUUCAUUUUGUUAUAGGACUUUUUAUAAAAGUGGGAGAGGGUUACAAACCAAAUAUAUCAUACUCUAUGGACCAUCUUUUAUUAUUAAAAAGUUGGUUCUUCAGUAAUACAAAUGAAUCAGCCAAAUAUUCAUUAAGACAAUGAUUAAUCACCCAAUAUUCCUGCUAGAGAAUGUGAAAACUCAAGAACAGCUGUUGUUUGUCAUCAAACUGAAACGUUCCACUUAUUUAUCUAAAUUCAUGUUAUCUAAAGAAUGUCUUGUCAUAUACCAAGAGCUAGCUAGCUAUUACAGACAGAAAUGUAAUGGCUAUUUUACAUGGAAUUCAAUUGUACAUCUUUUCUAAAAAAAAAAGGAAUUAAUAUUUAAAAGUAUCUCAAGAGAAAGCAAAAAGCCGCACGUCAGAACUAGUUCACUUUAAAUCUAACAAUAUUCUGAUCAUUUUGUAAACCAUCUAGAUCCUAUUACAAACAAUUCAGAAAGAAGAAGUAGUAAAAGUUUAAUAGUAAUGGGGAAAAAUAAAACAGAUUUUCUACUUUUUCAAAAGAGGCCACAAAAUAUUCCUCCCCUGCAAGUUAAUCUUGCUAGUUCCAGAGCAAAGGUUAUUUCAUGGACUCCUGACAAUUCACUAUUUAUAUGCUACAGGGGUAUUAAAUAUGGGCUUUCUGGAAAGCUGACAUAUUUAAUAUAUAGAAAGAAUUGACCCUCUCAGUACCAAUGGCAUGGCAGAGAUCUUAUGACAGCAUGUGCCUAUUGAAGAUCCAGAAAGUGUUACAGCUAAGUAAGGUUCCUUAUAUGUUAACCUGUUCAGUAGAAAUAAUUUGUCACCCAUUCCAGGAACAUGUAUUUUUUUUUCAUUUUGAAUAAGCAUUCAGUGAUCUAUAAAUUGUCUUUGGACAUUUGUAAAUGAAUAUAUGGGAAAUUUACAUGCAUUCCGAUGCAAUGUCAUUGCCCCCGAAUGGGACAGAGAAUGAAACAAAAAGUUUAUGGAGAAGUUUCCCUUCCAUUUCCUAACCCGAAUAGUAUGUUUGACUAUUUGUUAAUAUUUGUUGUGAAAUACAUUAUAACUUUAAUAAAAAUUAUUUGAAAAAAGAUAAAUAAAUGAAGGAAAGAAAGGCUAAAUUAGAGUUUGAAGAGUGGCUUUGAAAUCAAGUUUUUAAUAAGGGCAUAUGAACUAUUGACAGAAUUAUUAUAUUUCUUGCAUGAAUCAAUAACUAUAUUAUUUUGAUACAUAUACUCUCUAAUAAUUGAUUUCUGUUAUAUAAUUCAGUGUUUAUCAAGUCUACAUUGCAGACACAGCAUAUUUCUUCCAUGAUAAACACGUAUUUUAUUCUGUAGAAAUCAAACUGUCUCUUGAGACAGUUAAUUAUUGCCAUUGCUUUACAUGGUUUUCUGUGGGAAAAUGACAAAUAUGGGGUUUAUUCACUAAAAUGGGAACUGUAUAGGUCAAUAUAGCCAAUAUUUUCCAACUUGGAUAUUUUGGGCUGAAAUGUCAUUAAUCCACAAUUCCUAGUUUAGUGAACAGCCAAAAUAGUCAUUUUCUACAGAUAGCUACAUAGUUACAUAGUUACAUAGGCUGAAAAGUGACAUGUGUCCAUCGACUUCAGCCUUCUUCACAUUUGUUUUUUGCUGUUGAUCCAAAAGAAGGCAAAAAAACAGUUUGACGCACUUCCAAUUUUGCAACCAACUAAGAAAUGGCAGUCAGAUUAAUCCUUGGAUCCCAGCUUCUACCCAUUGAUGUUUGCAUGAUGUCAGUCCUAAACCCAGAAGUCCUACUGAAAUACCUUUAAUAUAUGCAUUCAGUCCCCUUUAUACUGGGCAGAUUCAACUGUUCCACAUGAUUCAUUGUCACUUGGAGUAAUCUGUAAAAUAUGAUUCCAUGUAGAAGUUAUAACGAUUUCAGUGGAUCGCAUAAUGUUAUAACCCUUGAUUGAUUAUAGUAUGGAGAUCGAUGCCUCAUUACUGCUUCUCUUUACAGUUCUGUAAAUCCAAGAACUAUACUAUAUAUAUAUAUCACUAGCACCCCAUUCUACACCUCUUCUCAGUGACUAAUGUCUUGUUUUCUUGAAAGAGCUAUUCUUGCAUAUGAAGUGCUUUUCUUUGAUAACGAUGCUGUCCAAAUUGUAGACUUAAUGGCUUAACAUUAACAGUUUAUUCCAGCAAAACCAUACCACUGAGGAAAUACUGAGGAAAUACUGAUGAUACCCCAUCUCCAAAAGCACCUCAAAAGACUUUAUCCCUAUGGUACAACUCUGAACCAUUUGGACUAUUUAUAUGUAUAAGUAACAGAUCCCAAUUACAAACUACUUGAUUGCACUUUAUAUAUACGUUUUAUUUAUAUGCUUUUUUAUUUUUUGCUCCAUACUGAUGCUAUUUUAAAAUAUUUAUCAUAUUUUGGAACAGCCUUGUACUACUGUUUCUUGUGUUUCCUUUGAGAGGGUUAGAGUGUUACCCUCUGCCGGGCCGCUGCCUACACACUCUCUCCUUUUUAUUAUUAGUGCUGACCUCUAUUUACUGUCAGAAAUCAGUAUAUUUCUGUCUGUUUAGAACUGGUAUUUGCCUUGUCAGUGAAACAACGUUCUGAAGUGCAAUUUAAAUUCUUAAACUCAAGUGUGACUGUUAGUGCAACUUGUGCUUUUCCUUUAGGUUUUGGCCUGGCAUUUAUUGCAUACCCUGAAGCUUUGACACAACUUCCGAUAUCUCCGCUUUGGUCAUUCCUGUUUUUCUUCAUGCUCCUAACUUUGGGUCUGGACUCACAGUUUGCCAUGAUCGGUAAGUUAGCCUUAACAUUUGGUGAAAAACUGAGCAUGGCUAUAUACUAGAGAUAUUGUUACAAAGAAAAAAAAACUUGAUAUUUCUUGUUCCAAGUGUGAUUCUAUGGUUUUCUAUCAGCAUUAUAUAAGGAUCCAAUAAAUAUAAUUUUGAAAUAAAUCUUUCCAAUACCGCAACUUCAUCAGAAUUUUUUCUAAAGCUCUCCCAGUAAGCUCAAUAUGUAUCAUAAGACAAAGAAUUGCCGGGAUCGUAAUCAAAUCUUUACUCUCUUUGCAACCACUUUCUUUGGUUCCUCAAUAUACGGAACAAACAGACCUACCUUCUCUACUCCCUCACUAUGUGCAAGAUUGCAAUGAGCAAAUGCAUUACUCUGUGUAACAUCUUGAGGGAACAUCUAAAAGAUUCCCUACCCUACACCCAUACCCGAUGCUGAGAUUGAGGUAAUCAGAGAAGAUCUACAUAAGUGGAUAGAACGAGCACCAUAAUGACCCAGCAUGUGACCAGCUGCCACUGAAUUCCCCUGAUGAGUCCUCUGACAUAAGUGCCAUACUAUGCUGGCAUAGUCGUUUGAAUUCCGAUAAGCUGUAACAGAAUCAGCAAGGUUUAUAACAAAUGUAGCUUAAAUUUAUUCAUUCAUUGAAGUAGUAAUUGAAGUAGUAAUAGCAGAAUUGUUUUAAAGUGUCAUAAAAAUAAUAAAAAUAAUAUGGUGUAUUAUUACAUUUUUCCUUCUGCAGAAACAAUUAUUACCUCCAUCCAAGAUGCAUUUCCUCAGCUCAUGAAGAGAAGGCGGGUUCCUAUCACUAUCACUUGCUGUUCGAUUUUGUUUCUUCUAGGGUUGGUCUGUGUAACACGGGUAUGUAUUCCAAUCUGCUUGGAGCAAAAAAAGAAACCAUCAGAUCAUAUUAAGAAUGUAUCAUAAUAAGAAAUCUUCUCAAUGUCCAAGAACUAACAUAUAUUGAUAUUAAGCCAAUCAUAACAAGAGAAAUAGUUAUACACUCCUAUUGCAAACAUAUAAUUCCCUCCCCUGAACCUGGAGAUAAUUAAGGCAGAUAACAUAAUAACUUCAUUAUCUGCAGGCAGAAAAAGUACAGUUUUCCCCAACUUUCAGAACAUUCUAAAAACAUAGGGUAUCCCCUUAAGUCAUAUCCCCUUAUAGCCCUGAUCUGGGUGACCAACAUAUCCAAAAAUCACCCAGAUCAGUUCAGGGGUUUUCAAAUUCCAUGGAGGUCUUAGGUGACCUGCUUCCCCCGAGGCUGCUGCCCAAAACAGUUCCAUGAGUUUGGGUGGUUUUGCCAGUCUAUUUCAUGAAGUUGAAAUAAACUAAUAAUCCCACGAACGGUAUCCCCUGGCUCCUAGCAGCGAUUGUUACCAUCAUACAAAUGCGCAAAAGUAUCGAACAGCGCUCUCCUUGCUGUUCGGGUAACAAAGAUCCAGCGUUCGUGUGUUGGGAAGUCAGGUGUCCGAUUUUAGUUCCAGACCCUCGACGACCAAGUCCUGCGCCUUUGUUCGCACAAACAAGAUGGCCGCCGGUUUCUCAGCCACGUGGCAUUCAGCAAUACAAACAGCGGCCGCACAGGUAGAGGGUUUAAUUGAAGCAUGCUUUUGAAGUUAACGAGCCAGUGGGGUGGUCUCUGUUCGGUAGUUACAUCUACCGAAUGUAAAGGGGAGAAAUAACGAACACAAAGAGGGAUUUCUUCACAGUAUUCCCCAUAGGGAAUAAUGGACACCUGAAUUUUUUAAAUUAACAAUAAUAUGAAUUUUUUAAAUUCACCUAAAGAUGAAGUUCAAUUCACCUGGAUCACUAUUUUUCACAUUUCAGAUGAACUAAAAUUGGAAAAAUAAUACAUUGAAAUUAAGCAAAUCUAUUUUUUCCCAGUGCACCUCUCUAGUUGGUAUAAGAUUAUAUGUCAGCUCAGACAUAACUCCUAGAUAAUAAAUAAAAUAUCCCAAUAGAACCUCCCCCCACAAUAUUUUGGGCAUUAUUUCCCAUGUUGGUGCACCUUCAACAAUGCAGUGUUAUGUUUAGCCUUGGUGACAUAGUGUAGACCUGAUCAUGUGACCAACAUAUCCAAAACUAAGGUUUUCCAAAUCAUUUUUGGGCAUAUACAAGAUAAUAUCAAGUAUAGAUCUAUACUUUAUAGAAAGACUCACAUUGAUCAGGGAUCUAGUAUAACCUAUAUUAUUGAUAUUACUCGUUUAUUGUACUUUUACAUCGUAAAAUAAAUGUAUGAAUGUUGCAGCUUAACCUAUGUAUAUUUAAAAACAACAUUAACCAAUAAUUUGUUCUAAAGUCAGGAAUUUACUGGGUGAAUCUGAUCGAUUACUUCUGCGGUGGAUGGGCGAUUCUUAUUGCUGCAGUGCUAGAGCUGGUGGGAAUUUGCUGGAUUUAUGGUAGGUUCACCAGGUGGCCAUGCAGUACUGGACUUACUUACAAUGUCUAAUGGUAAAACAUCACAAGUUUCCCCUGGUGUCCUGUUCCAGUAUUUGGCUUCUGGUCUUCUAAUUCGUGGAAGAAAACAUGCAUUCUCUUUGGAAACUAACCACCUGGAGCAGUAUCCAAUGCAGUUACUUAUGCAAAGGAAAUACAGAGAUAAGUAGAUACGUCUUAUCUUUGAAUAAGCUCAAUUGUAUGAUGAUCCUUGUGCACACCACACAUCCAGAGCAUGGCCAGCAGUGCCUAAAGAUCAGUCUGCUAUGUUGUGUCAUUCCCUUUUGGUCACUUUUACAUUAACGUUCUCUUUUAUUACUUUUAUUACUUCAUUUCAACACAGUUGAAAAAGUGUUUUUGUUGUUUUAUUUUUGCAUGGUGAAUCCUGUUUUGGCUGUUGCUGCUGUUUAUUUGAACAAUUUGCAUUAUCACCACUGUCUUUUUUUUAUUUCUGCUAAUCAAGUGAUGCAUUUGUAUAACUGUGAAUAAUUAUUUGUAGUAAUCAGAAGUUAUCCCUUCUUCUUCAGUUUGAUAGUAAGUAGGAUAUUGGGGAUGUUUCCCUUGUAUCACACAUAUUAUGAGAAAUUGUAUGUAAAUACACAUAAUAUGGGAUUAAAUAAUGUUAAUACCAUAAAACAGAUAUUGCAUUAUAUUCCUGUUAACUUCUAGUAAACAUUUCCAGAAUGAAACAUUCACGGAAUGUACCAUCACCAUCUUUAUUGAGCUGUCACUAGGUGGCAUUAUCAGACUGCUACUAUGUUCAGUAAAUGUAUUUAAUAAUGCUCUGGAUUUUCAUUUAUUUGUAGGAUCUCUUUUGAGAUCUCUGUAGUAGUAGUAUAAGAGAAUACUAGAUACAAAUUUUCCUAGUAUUUGGAAGGUAUUGGAAUAUCUCCACCAAAUGAAUCAAAGGUAGUUUGCAUACCUCCAAACAAUUCUUGUGGGCUGCUCGGAGAAAUGUUAGGUGACUUACUAAGAAUUUAUAAAAUUUAUAUGUAAUUUCGAACAAGAACAAAGUAUCUUAUUCACACAGAUUGCUUUCUAAACACAUUUGCUAUAGUUUAAAGACACAUUACUGGGAGUAUUAUUAUCGUGGAGCUCUGUUAUACAUACCAACAAUUUGGAGCUCCUAGAAAAGAGGGACAUUAGGAUAGAGAAGUGGGACAGAGGGAUUUGGGGCCUCAAUAGGGACACUUGGGAGGCGUGCCUUUGUAGAAUGCCUCCAUGACUUAUCAUGUGCUCUCUGAAAAAUGGUGGUUGCAAGUAAGCGUCUGCCUAGCAGAUUCAAGAUCUUUGCACAAUACACUCCUCUUUUUAUUCUAGAGGAAUGGUGGCUUAGCUCUCUUCCUCCAUCCCUAGAGACUUGUGCUGCAUUAGAGUGUUAGUGUGUGGAGGGAAGACAUCAUAUCCCUCCAUCCCCUGUUGUCAGAAAUUUACAAAGAGAGGGAUCAAUUAAAAGAUCUGUGCUGCUGUACCACUUGUUAGUAAUUGGACCUACCAACUCUCAAUGAUUAUGACCUAGAGAGGAAUUAUAACUCUUCUAUGAAUUAUGUACUAGGAAUUCUACAUGGAAUUCUGCACUGACUUGUUACUCCAUGCUCAUUAACUUAUUUUCUUAAAUUUUCUUGAUUUCUUCUCCACAAAUUAAUAAUUUCAUAAUAUUUCCAUUAGGAGCCAAUCGGUUUAUUGAGGACAUAGAAAUGAUGAUUGGAAAGAAACACUGGGCUUUCUGGCUGUGGUGGAGAGCUUGCUGGUUUUUCAUUUCACCAAUACUUUUAACAGUACGUCAUUCCCAAGGCAAAUAUUCAUGCAAAGAUAUUUUUUCCCAUGUCUUUACUUCACAAAUGAUCUCAACAUUAAAUUGCUUUUAUAUGCAGAGACAUAAAUACAUGCACAAUGUCAUAUUGUGUUAGAGUUUGACAGUUUGAUGGGUGAAGCAAAUAGAAAAUUGCGCAAUCAAGAACAGAACAUUCUAAGGAAAGCUUUUUUUUUUUAUAAUGUUCAAAAAAUAUUGAAACAUAACACACAUGUCCUAAUGACUGAUUAAAUACACAAAUUAGGAAUUGCAUUGUCUACAUACAAACAUAAUUGGAAAAAAAGAAUGCAUUUCAUAAAAGCAACACAUAUCCAUAAAGCAAGAAUAGCUACUUUAGAUAUAUCUAUCAUUUGAAUGUUGAGCAAGAAUAAUUCAUAGUCUCAACAUAUACAAUAAACACACACAACACACACAUUCUCAUUAUACAUAAUAUAAACGCAAUAUUGGUUCACAUUCUACAUGCAUUGAUAUAUAGAUAUAUAUCCUGCUCACACUUCCAUUAUACAAUAUUUUUGAAUGAGUCGACUGCUGUAUCAGUCCGUUUUAAUGAAUUCUCAAUAUAUGGGUCAUUUUAAGAGGGCAGUCUAGUACCCAAAAGCACUACAGAUUACAUUACAUAUCCCCCAAGUGCCAAUACAUGGUAUGUAGCAUUGUAGCAAAACCAUUUUGAACAGUUUAUUACUUACUUGGGUCCCCUCUACACACUGAUUUAUAGGCCACUUUUAAGUGGAUAUAGAGGCUAGGAUCAUAUUCAUUUGAUAUGGAUUAAAGUUACUAGUUUGGGGAUUCCGAGAUAUGUCCUACUGAACAGGGGCGGACUGAGAGCCUUUGGGGCCCCCGGGCAAAAUUAGAUCCCAGGCCCUUUGAAGGCCAAAUAUAUGUGCAUUUUAAUAAAUGUUAAAUAUAAUUCAUAAUACGGCAUUCCUUUGGAUGUGUGUAUUGUGAAGACCUGUGUAUCAAUGCAUGUUUGUAUUUGAGUCUGUGUGAAUGCACUUGUGCAUGUCUGGAUGACUACAUGUGCUUUUUUGUAUAUAGUGUCUGUGUGAAUGCAUAUGUGACAGGUGACAGAGUGUGUGAGGGAGAAGGUGACAGGUGGAAGAGUGUGGGAGGUUGUGACAGGUGGCAGAGUGAGGGGGUACCUGGUGGCAGAGUGAGGGAGGGAGGGGUUGAGUGGUGGCAGAGUGAGGGGGAGACACAGUGAGUGGGGGUGACUGGUGACAGAGUGAGGGAGUGGGUGACUAGUGACAGAGGGAAGGAGAGGGGGAGACUAGUGACAGAGGGAGGAAUGGGAGACUAGUGACAGAGGAGGGAAUGGGAGACUAGUGACAGAGUGAGGGAAUGGGUGACUAGUGGCAGAGUGAGGGAGGGAAGGGGUGACUAGUGACAGAGUGAGGGGAUGACUGGUGACAGAGUGAGGGGGGGGGGUGACUGUCACUAGUCACCCCAUCCCUCUCUCUGUCACUAGUUACUCCCUCCCUAACUCUGUCACUGUGUCACCCGCUCCCUCCCUCUGUCACUAGUCACCCCCUCCCUCACUCUGUCACUAAUCACCCCCUCUCUCCCUAGUCACCCCCUUCCUCACUCUGUUACUAGUCACCCCAUCCUUCUCUCUGUCACUAGUCACCCCAUCCCUCUCUCUGUCACUAGUCACCCCAUCCCUCUCUCUGUCACUAGUCACUCCCUCCCUAACUCUGUCAUUGUGAAGGAAGGAAGGGGUGACUGGUGACAGAGUGAGGGAAGGGAUGACAAGUGGCAGAGUGAGGGAAGGAAGGGAUGACUGGUGACAGAGUGAGAGAGGGGGUGACUAAUGACAGAGUGAGCGAGGGUGUGACUAGUGACAGAGUGAGAGAGGGGGUGACUGUUACUAGUCACCCCAUCCCUCUCUCUGUCACUAGUCACUCCCUCCCUCACUGUCACCCCGUCCCUCACUCUGUCACUAGUCACCCCCUCUCUCACUAUGUCACUAGUCACCCCCUCCCUCACUAUGUCACCCCCUCCCUCACUCUGUCACUAGUCACCCCCUCUCUCACUCUGUCACUAAGGACAGAGGGGGUGAUUAGUGACAGAGUGAGGGAGGGGGUGACUAGUGACAGAGUGAGGGAGCAGGUGACACAGUGACAGAGUUAGGAGGGAGUGACUAGUGACAGAGGGAUGGGGUGACUAGUGACAGUCACCCCUUCUCUCACUCUAUCACUAGUCACCCCCUCUCUCACUCUGUCACUAAGGACAGAGGGGGUGAUUAGUGACAGAGUGAGGGAGGGGGUGACUAGUGACAGAGUGAGGGAGGGGGUGACUAGUGACAGAGUUAGGAGGGAGUGACUAGUGACUAGUAGUACUGAAUGUGUUUUGAUUCUUAUGUUUUCCAUUUUUUUCAGACAAUUCUCGUGUGGUCACUUGUUACCUUUGAAUAUCCAUCAUAUGGCACUAUCUUGUAUCCCACCUGGGGCGUAGCGUUAGGCUGGUGUUUGAUAUGUUUUUGCAUUCUAUGGAUACCACUUGUGGCUAUAGUGAAAGUGGUGCAAGCAAAGGGAAAUGUGUUGCAAGUAAGUCGGCACAAUACAGGCAUGCACAUGAGCAUCAAUAGAUUAGACUACUGUGAAAGGUUUAAGGGCUGGGUGGUCAAUAUGAGGGGGUGGAAUGUUAGACUUUGUACAAUACAUUACAUUAUGAAAUAUAUUAUAUACACUGCUCAAAAAAAUAAAGGGAACACAAAAAUAACACAUCCUAGAUGAAAUAUUCUCCUGAAAUACUUUGUUCUUUACAUAGUUGAAUGUGCUGACAACAAAAUCACACAAAAAUAAAAAAAUGGAAAUCAAAUUUUUCAACCCAUGGAGAUCUGGAUUAGGAGUCACACUCAAAAUUAAAGUGGAAAAACACACUACAGGCUGAUCCAACUUUGAUGUAAUGUCCUUAAAACAAGUCAAAAUUGGGCUCAGUAGUGUGUGAGGCCUCCACGUGCCUGUAUGACAUCCCUACAAUGCCUCUGCAUGAUCCUGAUGAGGUGGCGGAUGGUCUCCUGAGGGAUCUCCUCCCAGACCUGGACUAAAGCAUCUGCCAACUCCUGGACAGUCUGUGGUGCAAUGUGACGUUGGUGGAUGGAGUGAGAUAUGAUGUGCCGGAUGUGCUCAGUUGGAUUCAGGUCUGGGGAACAGGCGGGCCAGUCCAUAGCAUCAAUGCCUUUGUCUUGCAGGAACGGCUGACACACUCCAGCCACAUGAGGUCUAGCAUUGUCUUGCAUUAGGAGGAACCCAGGGCCAACCGCACCAGCAUAUGGUCUCACAAGUGGUCUGAGGAUCUCAUCUCAGUACCUAAUGGCAGUCAGGCGACCUCUGGCAAGCACAUGGAGGGCUGUGUGGCCCCCCAAAGAAAUGCCACCCCACACCAUUACUGACCCACUGCCAAACCGGUCAUGCUGGAGGAUGUUGCAGGCAGCAGAAUGUUCUCCAUGGCGUCUCCAGACUCUGUCAAGUCUGUUACAUGUGCUUAGUGUGAACCUGCUUUCAUCUGUGAAGAGCACAGGGCACCAGUGGCGAAUUUGCCAAUCUUGGUGUUCUCUGGCAAAUGCCAAAUGUCCUGCACGGUGUUGGGCUCAGGGCCGUCUUUAACGCAGGGCAAAUGGGGCAGCUGCUCGGGCCCUGUCCCAGCUGGGGGGCCCAAAACAGCUGCUCCUUUUGCCCUCUGCCCACAAACUAUGGGGGCCCAUCGGGUGGCCCAUGCGCUGUGGUGCUUUAACAGCGCGACCGGGCCCUUGCUUUUUCGGCAGCACUGGGAGGAAGUGACAGCCGCGCGUCACUUCCUCCCACAGAAACAAGAGCCGCGCGGGAGGAAGGAGCUGUUCCGGAGGGGGCCAGGCCAGGAGAGCUUAACUCCCAGCCAUCCCAGCCAGCCCACUGGACCCCAGGGAAGCCACCCUCCAGGAAAAGGUAGAAACUGGAGGGUGGUUAUCAAAUUUUGCAUGAGUGUCUGUGUGUGUGUGUGUGUGUGUGAGUAUGUAUGUAUGUCUGUCUGUCAGUGUGUCAGUAUGUCUGUGUGUGUGAGUCUGUCAGUGUAUGUGUUGUUCUGUAUGUCUGUGUUUGUCAAUAUGUCUGUCAGUGUCUGUGUGUAUGUGUGUUUCAGUAUGUCCGUCUGUGUGUAUAUGUGCCAGUAUGUCUGUCAGUGUGUCAGUAUGUCUGUGUGUGUGUGAGUCUGUCAGUGUCUGUGUGGUUCUGUAUGUCUGUGUGUUUCAGUAUGUCCGUCUGUGUGUAUAUGUCCCAGUAUGUCUGUCAGUGUGUCAGUAUGUCUGUGUGUGUGAGUCGGUCAGUGUCUGUGUGGUUCAGUAUGUAUGUGUGUAUGUGUGUUUCAGUAUGGCUGUCUGUGAGUGUCAAAAUGUCUGUAUGUGUGUACGUCUGUCAGUGUCUGUGUGUAUGUGUGUUUCAGUAUGUCUGUCUGUGUGUAUGUGUGCCAUAAUGUCUGUAUGUCUGUCAGUGUGUCAGUAUGUCUAUGUGUGAGUCUGUCAGUGUCCAUGUGGUUCUGUAUGUCUGUGUGUAUGUGUGUUUCAGUAUGGCUGUCUGUGUGUGUCUCUGUGUCAGUACAUCUGUCAGAAUGUGCCUUUGUAUCUGUAUGUUGUCCAUUUGUAUUUGUGUGUGUAUCUAUAUAUAUAGUCAGUGUGUAUCUGUAUGUGUCCAUGUUUGUAUGUGUAUAUCUGCAUGUGUGUCAGGUUGUGUAUCUGUGUAUCUGUGUGUAUGUGUGUCAGUGUGUGUGUCGGUGUAUCUAUAUGUAGUCAGUGUGUGUACCUUUGUAUCUGCAUGUAUCAGUGUUUGUAUCUGUGUAUCUGCAUGUUUGUCAGGUUGUGUAUCUGUGUUUGUGUCUAUCUGUGUGUCAGUGUUCUAUAUGUAGUCUGUGUGUAUCUGUAUGUUCUUGUGUGUAUCUAUAUGCGGUCAGUGUGUAUCUGCAUGUGUGUCAGGUUUUGUAUUUGUGUGUAUCUAUAUGUAGUCAGGGGGCCCAAGUUAAUGCUUGCCCAGGGUCCAAUCAGAAUUAAAGACGGCCCUGGUUGGGCUGUAAGCACAACCUCCACCUGUGGACGUCGGGCCCUCAUAGGACCCUCAUGGAGUCUGGUUCUGACCGUUUGAGCAGACACAUGCACAUUUGUGGCCUGCUGGAGGUCAUUUUUCAGGGCUCUGGCAGUGCUCCUCCACAAAGGCGGAGGUAGGUGUCCUGCUGCUGGGUUGUUGCCCCCCUACGGCCUCCUCCAUGUCUCCUGAUGUACUGGCCUGUCUCCUGGUAGCGUCUCCAUGCUCUGGACACUACGCUGACAGACACAGCAAACCUUCUUGCCACAGCUCACAUUGAUGUGCCAUCCUGGAUGAGCUGCACUACCUGAGCCACUUGUGUGGGUUGUAGACUCCGUCUCAUGCUAACAGUAGAGUGAAAGCACCGCCAGCAUUCAAAAGUGACCAAAACAUCAGCCAGGAAGCAUAGGAACUGAGAAGUGGUCUGUGGUCACCACCUGCAGAGCCACUCCUUUAUUGGGGGUGUCUUGCUAAUUGCCUAUAAUUUCCAUCUGUUGUCUAUCCCAGUUGCACAACAGCAUGUGAAAUUGAUUGUCACUCAGUGUUGCUUCCUAAGUGGACAGUUUGAUUUCACAGAAGUGUGAUUGACUUGGAGUUACAUUGUGUUGUUUAAGUGUUCCCUUUAUUUUUUUGAGCAGUGUAUAUAUAAUAUAUAGAGAUAGAGAGAAAGCUUAGUAUUAACAGAGUUAUAGUGAAACACAUCUAUUCCCAUUUACAUUUGAACUGGAAAUUCUGGGAGAAUUGUGGAAAAAUAAAUGUGCUCAAUGCAGUUUUUUUUUUUGCCAAGGUCCUACUUCUAUAACUUCUCUCUCUCUGUCUCUCUCUCUCUCUCUCUAUAUAUAUAUAUAUAUAUGUAUUUAUAUAUAUAUAUAUUUAUAUAUUAAGGCCUUUUGGCCUGUAAAUGUGGGAGGGGCGUAUGACACACCCCUUCCUUACUUAAGGGACACCCCUUACCUGGCUCCAUACCGUUCGAGGUCAGCGCUGCAUGAGGAUCCACUUACGGUUCUCGUAUGGCGCCAUCUUGGUUUUUCAGAAACCCACGAUUUUCUUCACGUGUAGCUGUGUCCAGGAAUCCUCUUGAAGGUCUUUUCCGCCCGUCCAGCUCCUCGUAAACUCCGGUCUUUGUCGAAGAUAACGUCCCAGGGACUUCAAAAUCGUAAGUCCGAUGCCUGGAUUAUUCCCACGGCGUUCCGUUUUCAAACGGGUCCUCAGCUUUACGGCAAGGUCGCAAAUCAACGUGGUUUCCCAUUUCGGUUAAACUUUCAUGCCAUAAUCCUUUCGUUAUGUUUCUACCGUAUGGUACUCAUGUUUCCUAACAUCAUUUCGUUUCAUUUCGUUUUCAAUUCAUUUUACCGUAAGCACUCAUUCAUGCUGCCUUCCGUUCGGUUUAAUUCAAUCUCUAUACAAUAUCUUUCGUCUAGGUCGGUCAAGCUUUUGACGAAUGACACUGUUCUUUCUUUUCAUUCUAAUUAAGCUUUCGGCAGUUUUGCUCAGUUAUGCACGGCAAACUCUGUUUCUGUUUUUAUAUUAAACCAAAUUCGGUUCAUCUACCUUUUCUAUGUACUGUUAUAAAUUCGUUUAAAUCAGUUAUACUUUCAUAUACCUAUUCAUCCCAUACUAGGUUUCUACCUUGAUUAACAUUUUCUCAUUUAUUUGUUUAUUAUGUUAAGUUACUAAAUUAUAGAUAUUUCAGGUAUAUUACAGUAAUGGUUUAGCCUGUGAUUAUGGCUUAUUUCCAAAAGUUUUUAUGGAGAUCAUGCUUUUAUUACAACCAUGUACAUCAUGAUUACAUGGCACUUACAAUUUUCAGACCAUUUCUUGGCAUGCUCAGAUGACAUACCACGAGUAUACAAGAACACGGUCCUAUCUUUCACAAGACUUUCGGGUUGAAUCACACGCUUUGGUACAACCAUUCAUACGUCACAUUACAACAACUUUUUAUGUUUCUGCAUAUUGUCACUUCACAUCAUUUUUCAACCUCAUCCACAUCAUUCCAUUUUUAUGCCACGACACAUAUAUAUAUUCAAUACAUGAUCAUUCCACCCCUCCCUGCACAAUUGAAUACUCAAACCCUAGCAUUUCCCAGAUCAGUUAGUGACAUGCAUAUCAUCUGGUCACCCUCUGUAGACACACAAUACACGGCCAAGCCCCUGCUACCCAGUUCAGACUCAGCUUUACGCCUAGCAUGGGCCAGUCAUGUCACUAUCAUACUCAUAGUCUUUUUCACCUCCCGCACAUACUGGUAGAAGCCCAAACCCUAGCCUAUACAGACCUCACAGGAUCCAUUCUCACUCUAUCACAUUUUGUUUCUACCCAUUUAGGUUUAUCCAGGUUUGUUGUACCUGUCGAAAUCGCAAAACUUUAUACAUACUACCAGGUACGUAAGCCUGCUCACAUUGUAGUUCACAUACGUUUCAUUUUCCCUGGGACAUAGAGUACUGGCAAGUUAGGGGUAUAGGCCCAAAUAGGUAUCUCCCUUCUUGGCAUUCUGCCUAUCGUUUAGUUGUCCGCGAGGCCAACACCCAGCCUCAACGUUUCGGAGGCAAACGCCCAUCGGGCCACACGUGAGUUAGCCGCCUCGCAAUAUUAUAGAGAGGGCCUCACCUGUCACUCCCUCCCCCUGUUUUCUUUUACUAUCACCGAGAGGCCUACGAUUCCUGCCACUACGACGGGUGGCCUCAAUAUCCCCUCGGACCAACGCAUAGACAGAGCCUCUCACAGCCACUUGGCAACUAGCAGGGCCUCACCUGUCACCAAACAAGAUACAUUUUUCGCCUUUCCGGCCUAGUUAGCCUGCCAGUACCACCCCUGGGUUUCCAUACACUAACCAAAUAUUUUGUCAUUUAGUAUGUCUCAAGAAGGGGUAGCGGAUUUCUCCCUACCGGGCACUCCGGCUAGAGCAAACUCCCCAUCACAGGGAGGAGAGGUGGCUAGUCCAGCAUCUUUCAGGUCAUGGACAAUCCUUUGCAUAACCAACGAACUCAGGAGACGGCAAAUCCUAUUCUCCGCAACAGCAAGGAAAGCGGAACUCUACAAAUUACUGCACACCUCUACCGAUAACAUUGAUGCCGGGGUAGAGACUAGCCAGUCUAACCCGGGAGAUAUACACGGCAUGCUCUCAUCCCUCAUGGCGUCCAUGAGCAAGGUCAAUUCCAGGCUGGAGAAACUCGAAUCGGUCACUACAGCCCUUACCAUGGCUGGGCCGGCCGCGGCGACCCCUCCAGCACUGGUCGAGUUGCAAUCAGUUUCUCCAGCCACCACCUCUGAUGAUCAAGAGGUUAACCCUGCCCAUAUGAUACCUGAGCACCUCAAAAGAGAUAUCCUGGAAGGUAAAGAUAUCAACUUGAUUUCAUUGCUGAUUGCCUCCCAGGAUGUGGUGGAACAUAAGACUUACGCUUAUGAUGAUAUUUCUGUGGUGGUCAAAUCUAGGGAUGCCCAAUUAAACAGGAAACUGACUAUCCCUGAAUUUGUGUUGGCAUUUGGCAUUUAUCGUGAUGUUAUCUGUGCAGUAUAUCCCCACAGACGUGAGGAGUUUGAUUUGUAUAUGCACAAGCUGGUGGACCUGGGCAACAAAUAUGGUGGGUCAGCUUUCUAUGAUUACCAUAGAUCCUUUUCUGCCAAGGUGUCUGGUGCUUUCUCCCAGUACGGGACAAGGUCCAACUGGAGCAAGAUUGAUACGGUCAUUUUCUGCAGACACUUUGCAGGUCUAAGAACACCGGCUUGUGCAUACUGCUCCUCCAUGGCUCAUACGGCUAACUUCUGUCCAACCACUGCGAAUUAAAAUACCCCUUCGCAGGGCACUAGUUCCACUGGUUCUGCAGAAAAAACACCCAAAGACAAACUGGGACGGCCUAUCAAGUUUCUGGGCAAGUCCCAGAUAUGUAAUAAUUUUAAUGUCGGAUCAUGUAAUUACAGUGCAUGUCGACUAUUGCAUAUGUGACGAGAGCAACCUCACCACAUUGCAUUGGAGAAGCCUGGUUACUCGCCUGUUACCUUUGGAUUAUGGCCCCAUGUUACAAGACCCCUUUUUCUCUGCAGAAAAGACUUAUUCGUGCUUUUCUGCCCUGUGUUCGGUAGAUUCAAUCUACCGAACAACCGCACGAAUGACUGGACCACCUGGGAGCUGGAGUGUGCCGGCAAUUAGCCUCCCAGAAGCUGUGGUUAACCGCAGCUUAAUUGGCGAAUACUGGGUGGCCGCCAUUCGUAUCACGAACACGAGGUUGCGGCCAUUUUAAACACGCGAACGCACAGCGGUGUUCGACACCUAACUCAUGGAACUAAAAACGGACACAGUUUGGCGCGAACACCACUGAAGCCGCCGACCUCCCUUCUUGUUCGGCGGGAAUGCACGAACAGCCCGGUGUUCGGUAGUUUUACCUGACUGUAUUAUACCCCAGAUAGGAAUCCCAUGGAGCUCAUUCAUAUGAGAACUGACUUUGUAAAAACUUUGGCUUCAUGGCGAUUGAACUGUAUUCAUGUGGUCUGAGCGCCAUUCGCUUAAUAAUGUGCGCUCAGACCUGAGCUAUCUGGGGACAUGUUAAAUGUAUAGUUUUAUUGUAACGUGUGUCACAUGUUGUAUUUUAACAGUAAUUCAUGUUUUAGUAUCCCCACGUACAUAAUGGCGAUUUGCCUUUGUCCUGGGAGAUAAUUGAAUUACUUCUCAAUUAUCUCCAGGGCAGAGGGGAGGAAGCCAGGAUGCAUUGUGGGAAUACAAUGUGACUGUGAGUCCUAUUUGGCUACUUGUCUGUCCCUUGUUACAGUCUCCCAUUUGGUCCCCUAGGGGAGUGUCCACCAGGUGGGAGGCCUGCAUAAAUACUGGGCAGAUAGCCCUCAUUAAACAGACCACUGCUUGACCUUCAACACGGAGCUCUUUCUCGUCUUUGGGGGGAUUUACUGUAUGCUGAUAGAGACUGAUUGCUAGGAGUGUAAGCCGCUUGGGUGCUUUGCCUAUUCGUCUGCUAGCAGCUAUUCGUAUGGUUCCAGUUCGUGAGUUUGGAGUGCUAUAUUGUAUGCAGUUCGGGAGAUUGGAGCAUUCCCUUAUUUGCAGUUUGGGAGUUUGGUGUUCUACAGUAGCUGUGCCUGCAUCUCUGAAAGGGGACGAUCGCCUAAAUGGUUUUAACCCCUUGUGUGCUGAAACGGUCCGUUACAGCAUAUCUGUUUAAAAUGUUUCAGGGCACAUGCUAAAACCAUGUGUCCUAAUAAAAUGUAUCCUAAACAAUACUUAACGUCGAUAAACAUUUCUGUACUUACGACAUUACUGUCACAUCAUCCAUCUAGACAUUUGGUAGAAUUCAUUAUCUCUGGUCUAUCAGAAGGAUUCCACACAGGUCUCAUACACAUGCCUUCCGGAAUCCUGGAAUGUCCUAAUUUACAAUCCGCACAGCAAAAUCCUACAGCGGUUGACACACUCAUAGCCAAGGAAGUGGCAGAGUGCUUCCUAUUGGGGCCCUUCCAGUCCCCUCCUUUCACCACAUGGCGGACAAACCCCAUCGGUAUUGUCACGGGGAAAUCUUCCCACAAACAGAGACUUAUCAUCGAUCUAUCGGCACCACACACCUCUGCCACUCCUAGUCUGAACUCCCUCAUACCCUCUGAGGAAUUUUCACUGCAAUAUUCCACCAUAGAUCAUGCCAUUACGGCUAUCAUGCAGGCAGGGGUCGGAGCAUGGCUCAGUAAGACCGAUAUAACAAAUGCUUUUAAGUUACUGCCUAUCCACCCUACACUGUGGCACCUACAUGGCAUCAAGUGGGCUGGGAACUACUACUUUUUCUCACGUUUAACUUUUGGUUCCAAAAGUAGUCCAGCCAUUUUCGACGUAUUCGCCGAAACCCUAUGCUGGUUAUUAUUAAAUAUAGCCAGAUGCCCUACAGUUAUACAUUAUCUGGAUGAUUUCUUACUGGUCGAGGAGAAUAUUUCCCCUCCCAGUAGCCUCAAGAAAACCAUCAAUCUAUUCAAACAGUUGGGUGUCCCAGUCUCCCCCACCAAGACUGAAGGACCAGAUACCUUCAUCACAUUCCUGGGUAUCAUACUAGACUCAGCCACCAUGCAAGCGAGCCUGCCACGCACCAAGGUAGAAAACAUUCUUACAAACAUAAAUCUCUACAUACAACUUGCAACCGCAAAGAACUACAGUCUCUGCUGGGGUCACAAAAUUUUGCUAUGCGCAUCAUACCUCAAGGCCAUGCUUUCAUCUUACGACUUCUUUACAUGUUCCCAAUUUUUAGACAUGAUGCACACAGGUUAUCCCUGGAUACCGAAGCCAUGGCAGACCUACUCAUGUGGAGAAACUUUUUAACCACCUGGAAUGGUAAAAGUAUGUUCCUCCCUAAAUUGUCUGACUCCUCACCUACGAUCUGGUCAGACGCGGUGUCUACCACAGGUUUUGCAGCAAUUUAUGGGAACGAAUGACUUUGGGGCAGCUGGCUAAGGACCUGGAGGGUUUUUCCACUACCUCAGCUCUGUUUGAGAUGUAUCCCAUAGUGGCGGCUGCCGUGGCAUGUGGGAAUUUAUGGGCAGGUUCGCCAGUACGUUGCUACUCAGACAACCAAGCAACUUGCCACAUUAUUAACAAAGGCCGAUCCAAAUCACUGACUAUUAUGAGAUUCCUGAGGAAACUCACUUGGUUGGCUGCAUGUCAUAAUUUCUUCUUGUUUUGUGUUCAUGUUCCAGGUGUAUGUAACACGGCUGCUGACAAUUUGUCUCGCUUUAAUUUCCAAUUUUUUGUCAAAUACUCCCGUCAGUCGCACUCACAGCCACGACUACUCCACUAUUCCACCAUCUAGUAAUGGACUAGACGCUAUCAUGCAACAUAGCAGAACAUUGGCCCAAUUAGCACUGUCUACUAAUACCCAGAAAACUUACGACAGAGCUUUCAUUUUAUUUAAAAGAUUCCUUUCGGAACACAACAUCUUACAACCUUUCAUCAUGACAUCCUUGUUGGGGUUUGCUUCUUUUUGCCACCUCAAACUCAAAUUAUCAUACAACACAAUCAAACUAUAUCUGACAGGCAUCCAACAUCACAUGUUAACUUUACAACCCAACAAUUCAAGUUUCAUGUCCGCCUACCAAAUUAAGAACAUCCUUAGGGGUAUUCAGAGAUCCGAACCUCCACGUACGGCCCAGAGACUACCUAUAGAUUUCCAUAUUUUUUAAGACUUAUCCAACUUACUAGAUUUAAAACCCUUUGCCAACAGCACAAAUCUUGUCAUUAAAACCGCCUUAUACGUAGCCUUUUAUGGUUUCUUGAGAUCAAGAGAAUUUACCGCCAUCAGCACAACACAGUCCACUCACAUCCUACUUCAUUCACACUUAACAAAGCACAUGGACUCUUAUAUCUUGACUCUGCCUCAUUCCAAAACCAGUCAACAUGCACCUCCAGUAGAGGUUAAGUACUAUCCUACUCACAACAGGUGGUGCCCCGUCAAACUACUGGAUACAUAUACCCAGCAUAACAACGCAUCACCAUAUCAACCACUUUUCAGUCUACAAGGUUCUGUACUCACUACCACCACCUUUAUGACACACGUCAGGUCUUUACUUAAACAGCUGGGCCUCAAAUCUGCUAACUAUUCGGGCCACUCCUUCCACAUAGGAGCGGCCUCCACAGCAUCCAGUGCAAACAUCCCAGUUCAUGUUAUCAAGUCACUGGGGCGCUGGAAAUCAUCCGCUUACUCUAGAUACAUACCUAACCCGGUACAAGAAGUAAGAAAUGCUUUUCAAGACAUCUUCUGGUUAAAUGUAUGUAUAUUGCUGGUAUGUAAUACAUUUGAUUUUCUAUUUUUGCCCUCUUUAUUUACAGGCCUACCUCAUCGUCGGUUCCAGCACACCACAACCGACUUGCUCUUUUAAUACCAUCCUACACUUAUCAGUGUUUGUUUCUUCUGUACCAUCAUGAGCCCAUAACACAAAUAUUAAGGCCUUUUGGCCUGUAAUUGUGGGAAGGGAGGAUGACACACCCCUUCCCUCACCUGGCUCCAUACCGUUCGAGGUCAGCGCUGCAUCACCCUCUCACCACUCCUCAUUACUAACUCCCUUUUCUUUACAUUUCUUCUUGGUGGGCCCUCUUUAUUUACAGACCUACCUCAUCGUCGGUUCCGGCACACCACAACCGACUUGCUCUUUUAAUACCAUCCUACACUUAUCAGUGUUUAUUUCUUCUGUACUAUCAUGAGCCCUUAACACAAAUAUAUAUAUAUAUUAGAAAUUAGAAAGAUUUCCAUAGAUGUGAUUCAGCCUUUUUUCUUUCUGCCCUUACAUAAUAUUUGGAUCAUAUACUCUAUGACUGAAUAUAAGAAAGAACAAUAAUUUAGCCUGAUUGACCAAUUAAAUGUGUUACGUGUGUAUAGUUAAGGACUAUAAUCUAUGCAAAGUAUCACUCUGCAACAGCGAGAUUAUGGGUGGGACCAUGCCACAUAUCGUUGCAUUACCAGUUUUAUAAUUUAUUAUUACAUAAUAAUAAUGCUACCUUCCUAUUUGUAUUGAAGUGCUGUCGGCCACAUGGAACCUGGGGACCAGCAUUGAGCCAGCACCGAGGGGAUCGAUACCAGCACAUACCUGAUGACCAUAAAGAAAAGAAUGUUGUGGAGAUUCCAACAAUCAGUGCCUUGGAUGGAUAUGAUAAUGAUGCUUAUCUUUGACCACAUUGGUCUAUAUCAGUACUUUUGGCAGAUAACUGUUCUAGAGGGCUUAUUCGACUAUAUUAAUGUUCUCCUCAUGGAAAGGGAUCUCUACUGCAUAGCACUGAACUUGCUACAUGUAUUUAAAGUAACACUCCGAAAACCCGGCACACUGUAGUGGUUAUGGUGACAGGAGUACCUUAGCAUAUGCCCAUUUUAAGUAUUCAAACCAUUUUAAGAACAGCUUGACUUUUACCUGGGGUCUGCCUGGAAGCCACCUCCUGCCUCCACCACUCCCGACUGAGAGCCAGAAGAUCCUAAACAGGAGCUUCCAUUAGCUCUCCUGAGCUAAGCCCUGGAGUGCAGGACUAGCUCACUUGCUGAGAGCAUCAAAGAAUUACUCAUAUCUAAAGAGCUAAGCCUUGCACCACCGGGCAUAGCUCAGACAGAAAUCUUCUGGCUCUCUAUCAAAAGUAGCGGAACCUGGGUAAGACAUCAAACCAUGCUGAAGUGGUUAUGGUGCUUGGAGUGUUCCUAUAAUAUACUUUUACAAAGAAAGGCUGCACACACCCAGACAAACACACAAACAAUAUAAGCGUACCAGACACAUAUUCAAUUUUUAAAAAGCACACUUAAUACUUAAAAAUACUGGAGGGGUUUAAGUUUUAAUGAACACAUGACUUGGGUAAAAAUAGCAUUCAACCUCUGUGGACUCUGUAUAGUUCAUGCUUUACGCUAAACUUGAUUUUGAAUGGCAAGCUACCACAAUUAUAUAUAUAUAUAUAUAUAUAUAUAUAUAUAUACAUACACACACACACACAAUUUCUAGUCAGUGCUGGACAUGUCUUUUUCCUGUUUAUUUUGUUUAAAUAAAUUUUUUAAAAAUCAACAUUUUUAUGUCUUACAAUCUUAUUAGAACUCUAAUCAAUAACAAACUGUAUAUUCAUAAUAUCGGUAUCUGCCCUUUUCUGUCUGUCUAAUUCUAUAUGUCUUGUGUGAGCCUGUCAGUAUUCCAGUAAAAACACCUCUCACACACGGUUAGAUACUUUUCAUAUGUGGGUUUGUUUCACAGAUGUGUGUCACAGGUUUAUUUAUCUGUAUUUGUACUUUAGUGCCAGGCAGAGUUCCUUUACCAGCCAGUGAAGUUUAAAACACUUGAUGCAUAAAUAUUAUAAUCUAUCUAAAAUGUAUAAAUAAUUGGGCAAGAAGUCAAGACAACCAGCCAUCACCACUUCUUUGGAUGACUAUAUCACAACGCAUUAAAGAACUCGGUAGCCAUAUCUCCUAUUUGAGAGCCCAAAAUUAAAAAAGAGAAAGCAAGAAAGAAAAAAUAUUUAUCUUGUUGGGACACAAAUCAAGAUCAAUGUUUCAGUCCUACACUGGACUUUUAUCAGCUUGAUAGGACUGACACGUCGAUCUGUGUUUGGGAAGAGUCUACUUCAAUAAAAGGAAC
Molecule: messenger RNA, 52829 nt
Organism: Pelobates cultripes (western spadefoot toad)
Lineage: Eukaryota; Metazoa; Chordata; Amphibia; Anura; Pelobatidae
Source: the annotation of a GenBank genome assembly